Molecule: messenger RNA, 83980 nt
Organism: Coregonus sp. 'balchen'
Lineage: Eukaryota; Metazoa; Chordata; Actinopteri; Salmoniformes; Salmonidae
Source: the annotation of a GenBank genome assembly
GACCAUGGAGAUGCAAAGGUGGUCCACAAGGUGGAAGACGAAAAGGUGGCUUAUGGAUUCCACUGUAACCGCAUUCAUCACUUUAACCCUGGUUCUGCAGGCUACACAUGUCAGAGCAGGUAAGAAUAAUUGUUAGGAUCCAAAAAAAGUGUGUGUAAAAGUACAAGCGAGUAGGGACUGUCAUCCAGCCGCGGCAGAAAACUUGGGUCUGGUCGGAAAACAUGAUGGAGAGAUCAGGGAAGACAAAAGGGUCGGGUUUUGGCAACUGUGUGGAUUUAAUUAGGUAUUUUCAAUUAGCAACGCAACUAGAUGUGAGAGGAAGGGUAGGAAAGAGACUGACCAUAUAUGAUUCACUCAAUCGGUCUGUGGAUCUAUAGCUACCAAUUAACUCAAGGCAAGGUACAAUUGUACCAAAGUGCCCCUCCUCACAAAGUAAAGUGAAUCACACAUUCUAUUGAACAUUUCAGUUCAAAGAUAUGGACCCAAAUUUACGUUGCAUACUAUUGACAUUGGUUCCAAAUAUAUUUAGGUAUCACUAUGUCAAGUGUUUGAAAGGGUUAUGAAGAUUUUGAUUUAUUUUACAUGUAUUGAAAUGCAUUGUGACUAAUAUACCCUCUACUUAUUUUUCACUAAAUGUUUAUGCAUGAUUAAAUAGCCUUAUAUACCCACCAUAAAGUUGAAACAGUUACCUCAAUUAUGCACAAUGUUAAUUUAGUGCACAGGCUUUUCUUUCCUGGUACUUGGCUUAGUUUCGUUGUGAAGGAGCCGUUAAAGAAUUUGUCUAGCACCCCAUUUAGAGACAGCUUUAGAGAUUUAUGCUGAAAAAAGCUCUUGUUUGAAUUACUGGUCCGUUAGGUGUGUGUGGACAUGGUUAACGGGGUGGAAUUCCGCACGGCUUGUGAUUGCAGCCUCACAGUUUGUUAAAGAAUUCUGCAGCCAGAGGAGAGGUGUCUGUCAAUUUUAUUAAUGGCUCCGGGGCCACGGGAAAUUUCUAGACCUCAGUCCGGAGUAGGCUAUCCGAAUCUCUCUAAAGGAUCCGGUAUCAUUGAAUAUUGGCCUUAUGAGUUAUUGUCAGUGGUCACAUUGCUGUUUUAUAAUACAUUAAAACAGUGAUGUUUCCAUAUAGAUCUGAUUUCACUUACAUUUGACCAGACACUCUUAUCAAGAGUGACUUACAGGAGCAAUUAGGGUUAAGUGCCUUGCUCAAGGGCACAUCAAAUGAUUUUUCAUCUAGUUGGCUUGGGGAUUCAAACCAGCAACCUUUCGGUUACCGACCCAACUGCUAAGCUACCUGCCACUCUUGUCCCCCUGUAGCCUAGACAAUGCGUAUUUUCCCGAAAGUGUGGUCAUUGCAAGCUGGAAUCCAUUUUCAACAAUGAAAUGAUAUUGAAUAUUGAAUAUUGGCAUCGAUUGAUCAGUGACAUUGGGGAGUUGUGCAGUGUGGCAGACCCUUCAGACUUAUCCACUGGGGAAGCGUGUGUCAUGGGUACAUUUUCAUUAAUAAUAAGGAGAUUGUUAAUUAUUUAACUAGACUUUAUUUAUUCGCAUUUUAACAUGGCACCGCAAAUGUCCUGACAUUAUUUAGGGUCAUGGAUGGUGUAGGGUUGCCCAGGGGCGGACUGGCCAACUGGUAUUUCAAAUACCAGAUGGGCUGGUACAUUUUUAGCCUGGUCGGCCGGCCUGUCUAACUUUUUGCGCAGAAUGAUAUUAUCUGGCUAAUAAUGGGGGCCUCAAGGUAUAAAAUGGACCGGUGUGUGAGCCUCCAGGAAAAAAAAUGGGCUGUUGUGUUAGAAAUGCCAGAGCAGAUUUUUGGUCCCAGUCUGCCCCUGCACUGCAGCAGCCUCAAGGUCAGUGCCCGUGGACUUUCUGAUAGAUUCUGAGUGGUCAAGCGGCACAUCACUGACUUGCCAAAAGGAGCACCCUUUCUCCACACUGCCCUAGCCCGCACUGAAGACCAACGAGAGACUGGAGGGGAUUGUGCAACACUGUGCCCAACUUUUCCCCCUGAAUUUUGCACUUGCAUGUUUGGGUUGGGGAGACAAGGCCGCGUUGUCUGAGCUCUGAGCAGUGCACACUCCCUCCAUGGUGGGAAUGUUUCCAGUCUAAGUGCUGUGCAGUUAUUUGAUGAUGGUUCUCUUUGCACUUCCCUAUUAUUGUAGAGGCUUCAAAGGGCAGGCCAAUAGUAUACAGGCCAGCAGCAUGCAGGCCAGCAGCAUACAGGCCAGUCUUACUCCCAUAAUGGCGGGUGAGUGAGUCACUGAGUCCAGGUCUUCAGGAUACAUGCAUCUUUCUUUUCCUUAGGCUACACACUUUAUUACAACAUUAUGAUAUUGUAGAUAUUUCAUUAAGAGCGAUUUAUCAGACUGAAUCUAAACCAGAGAUGACAUUGGUCUUUUUAAUUAGCUUCUUACUUCCAUUCUAAUGAUUGUACUUCUAGGACCAGUUGAUGUAUUAUAUUUGUUCACGUAUAUGUGUCGCCCCUUUCAGUCUUUCAAUAUUUGCUAAUGGCCGUCCAGAGCAGAACAAGGCCUACACAGACCUUGUCAUUGUUCAAACCCAUAUAAGUGACUAUUUACUAUUCACUUCCAUUCAUUUUCCUGUCCUAUAGCCUACUGUAUAUACAGUAUGUGUUUUAUGUCAUUGUGAGUUUCUCUGCUGGUGUUUAUGGCGCAUUAGGCUGUUUCUGCAGGGUGCCUUCUCUGAGCUAACAGUGUACAGACAUGUUUUCACAGCCGCUGAGGCAUGGGCUCCUCUCUGGUGCAUUCCUUCAGACAGACAGAACCCUCAGAACCCACUCUACUCUACUCUACUCUACCCUGAUCUCUGCCCUUGAAAAUACAUCUCUCUCUUUCAAUUCAAUUCAAAGGGCUUUAUCUCUCCCUCUCUACUCUCUCUCUCUCUCUCCUUCUCUCUUCUCUCUCUCUCUCCUUCUCUCUCUCUCUCGUCUCUCUCUCUCUCUCUCUCUCUCAUCUCUCCUUUUUUCUUUCUCUAUUCUUCGUCUCUUCCUCUUCUAGGACGAUGUCUACGUAUGACUUCUUAGUAUUUUGCUACUCUCAUCGGAACAGUUUUACUGUGGUGGUGGCUCAACACUACGAUGGGUUCUGAAUUUGGUAUGCAACAUAAAUUUUGCUGGGCGAAGUAGGAAGGAUAGAUAAUAUUAGGGGGAAUUGGGAGUAGGGUUAGUGAUGAGACGAGAGAGUAAGAAGUGUUGGAGCUGUAGAGCAUGGAGAUGGGGAGGAGAGUAGGGAGUUUGUAGAGUGAGAGAGGGAGGAGAGAUAGGGGUAGAGUGAGAGAGGAGGAGAGUAGGGGUAGGGAGAGAGGGAGAGAAGAGGAGAGAGUAGGGUGUAGAGUGAGAGAGGGGAGAGAGAGUAGGGGUUAUGUAGUGAGAGAGGGAAGGGAGAGAGUAGGGGUAGUAGAGUGUAGAGAGGGAGAGGGAGAGAGUAGGGGUAGAGUGAGAGAGGGAAGGGAGAGAGUAGGGGUUAGAGUGAGUAGAGGGGAGGAGGAGAGUAGGGGUUAGAGUGAGGAGAGGAGAGGAGAGAGGGAGGGGUAGAGUGAGAGAGGGAGAGAGAGAGGUAGGGGGUAGAGUGAGAGAGGGAGAGGAGAGGUAGGGGUUAGAGUGAGAGAGGGGAGGAGAGAGUAGGGGUUAGAGUGAGAGGCAGGGAGAGGGUAGGAGAGAGGAGGGGUAGAGUGGUAGAGGAGAGGGAGGAGAGAGUAGGGUUAGAGUGAGAGAGGGGAAGGGAGAGAAGUAGGGGUUAGAGUGAGAGAGGGAGCGAGAGAGUAGGGGUUUAGAGUGGAGAGGGAGGGGAGAGGGGAGCGAGUGGGUAGAGUGAGAGAGGGGCGAGGAGGUAGGGGUAGAGUGAGAGAGGGAGAGGGAGAGAGAGGGGUAGGGGUAGGGAGUGGAGGGAGGGUUAGAGUGAGAGAGGGAGAUGGAGAGUAGGGGUAGGAGGUGAGAGAGGGAAGGAGGGAGAGUAGGGGGUUAGAGUGAGAGAGGGAGAGAGAGGAGGAGAGUAGGGGGUAGAGUGAGAGAGGGAGAGGAGAGGGAGAGUAGGGGUUAGGUGAGGGAGAGGGGAGAGGGAGAGAGGAGGGGUAGAGUGAGAGAGGGAGAGGGAGAGAGUAGAGGGGUAGAGUGAGAGAGGGAGCGAGAGAGUAGGGGUAGAGUGAGAGAGGGAGAGAGGAGAGGAGUAGGGGUAGAGUGAGAGAGGGAGAGGGAGAGAGUAGGGGUAGAGUGAGAGAGGGAGAGGGAGAGAGUAGGGGUAGAGUGAGAGAGGGAGAGGGGAGAGAGUAGGGGUAGAGUGAGAGAGGGAGAGGGAGAGAGUAGGGGUAGAGUGAGAGAGGGAGAGGGAUAGAGUAGGGGUAGAGUAAGAGAGGGGUAGAGGGAGAGACAUUCUGGCUGAAUACAUUAUUAGAGUCUCAGGGAGCAGCAGGUGAAAAGGUAUUCUCUUUUUACCAGCCAAUUUCACCUCCUUAGCCAAAAACAACAAAGUCUGGAACAGAAUAUAUCCUUCUUACAUGCUCCUCAUAUCUGAAUGAUGGUCUGGCAUGUUUUGUGAUGAGUAAAGAGCAGAAGAGCACGUUCCCAGAACUAUGUUUUAGUCUGUGUAGAAUUGCCAGAAACACGCUGUUGUCUUGUCUAUAAAUCUGCAUUAAUAUCCAUCUGUGUUAACAUGACAGGUAACACAGAAAUACCUGCAAUCCAUGUAUAUUUUAUGCUAAUGUUACCUAGCUAUCUUCUUCCCCGCAACCUCAUAAAUUAGCACACCGUAGGUCUCACAGGAGGUUGGUGGCACCUUAAUUGCGGAGGACGGGCUCGUGGUAAUGGCUGAGCGGAAUAGGUGAAAUGGUAUCAAAUACAUCCUACAUGGUUUCCAUGUGUUUGAUGUCAUUCGAUUCACUCCAUUCCAGACAUUAUUAUGAGCCGUCCUCCCCUCAGCAGCCUCACUGGUAGGUAUUUUUGAACAGCCAAUAACUGAGCAACAGUGGAGGCCCCUGUAUGUAGAUACCAUGAGUUGGCCCUUUUCCCCUUUGGAUUAUGUAGGGCCCCUUUCCUUCCCGUGCCACCUAGGGACUUGGACUGGGAGAUAUGUGUCCUUAUUUGCACAGCGGCCAUGAGCAAACUCACACCAGCUCAUCAGAUGGGUAGUUUUAGAGACUUCACACACUCAUUUGGUGUUUUAAUGGAUUUGGGUGUAUUUACGUUUUUUUGGCACCUGGGUGAGCGGGUCAGCAACUGGCCAAAUUACCACCCAUCUGGAAUAUAUGAGGCCUAGAGACAGAGUUAGAGCUGACAGAGAGAGAGAGAGGUGCUCUCUUGAAAUAAAACUCAUUCACAAAGAGCUCUUCAGUAGCUGCCUGGGUACCUUUCACAGUAUCCAAAAUGGCCAUGUGGUCUUGGAGAUGAUACCCCUAUCACCCUCUCUCUCACUCUGUUGUAACGUUAUAUUCUUCUGAGAUUCUUUUUAACUUUGUCUAUAGAUUUUGUUCCAUUUUGAGUCCAUUUUGAGUAGCUAAGUCUGUCUCUGUCUUUUCCCCCUGGGUGAGUGAGUGAUUCAGUCAUAUAUAGGGGCUAUAGCCUUGGUGUGAUGGAGGGGGAGUUGGGGUAUGGUUGGUUCAAUGGGCAGGCAGACUGGUCAACACAAAGAAGGUUUCCUUUGGGACACAGAAUAAUAGAUGUGACAGACCUUUGCUUUUGAGAGAUUUAAGGGGGUCAUGAGUGUGUUCUCAGACCAGGGAAUGUGCUGCUGGUGUAUGUGUGUGUGUGUAUGUGUGUGUGUGAAUGUGUGUGUGUGUGUGUGUGUGUGUGUGUGUGUGUGUGUGUGUGUGUGUGUGUGUGUGUGUGUGUGUGUGUGUGUGUGUGUGUGUGUGUGGUGUGUGUGUGUGUGUGUGUGUGUGUGGUACUCUGCCUCUGCAGACUCUCUCAGACACAGUUUAUUUUUCUUCUCCUUUUCAACCCAGGCCUCAAAGCAUAGAUUAAGGAGAGUGGUUGCUGUUUAAUUUUAUGCUAGACGUUUUGGAGAAGUAGUUUUUUGGUAAUGUAUGAAAAGACUAUAGUUUUUCCUGAGUAUCCUGAGUCUAUCCUGAGUCUAUCCUGAGUCUGUCCUGAGUCUAUCCUGAGACACAUGUUUUAAUCAUGGUAGCUGUCAGUCCUAUAUGAGACAAGAGACCCAGAUAUGAACCUCCUAGGUGGGUGCACUAAUUUUUUAUCAUGGGAAUGAUAUAGGUAUGACAUAUGACCUAUAGCAACUUCUCUCUGACACCUGUCAGUCAUUAAUUAAGCACUGAUAAUAAAGGUUAAAUAUACUUCCGAAAUUGAUUUCAGUUCAAGCUUUUUGCAUGUAGCCUGAAAAAAGUUGCAGGACCGAAACGUUGCUGAAAAUUGUUUUGAAUACAGUAAAUCUCCGGCCUCUCCUUUUCUUUAAUCAGUGAGACUCACACUUUCCUUUUCUUUAAUCAGUGAGACUCACACACCCCAACUAAACACAAACUGAUUAGACUGUCACUAAUGGUGAUGUUGAUGACCCAAUGAGAUAAAUGCAGAAACAACAUCUCAUGCUGUGAAAUAUAUAACAAGAUAAUAGUCAUAGUGAAUAGCUAUAUUAAAGCAUGUCAUGCGUUUGGUUUGAGGUGUGAAACCAGUCCAUUAUGGACUUAGUUAGAACAGCUGGUUUUGGCUCAGUAGUCAUGUAUGUAUGUAUAACCUAGUUAGUACUGAAGACAUCCUUUUAUGCAAUGGAAAUAGCUUCAUGUUGAAACAGGGACAGGAUUCUCCACAUGUUCCAUUGAGCAGUAUGAAGCAUGUCAUUAUAGUUUGCUUGUUCCUGGUGGAGCUGGAAUGUCUGCCUGAGUGUGUUGAGAGGAAAAUAUAGAUUUUUAUAAGAUCCCCUUGUAUAAAGUAGUUAAAGAAACCUCUGAAUGAUCUGACUGGCGCAUGCCAAAGCAAACAGUGGUUUUAGACCAGCCACAGAAGGCUUAGCUGAUGCCUUUAUACAGCUAGGGCUGGUUCUGCACCGUGUAAAAACAGAUUAAGGUUCUAGCCCCUUAACAAUCUGGUAGUGUAUUGCCUGUUUAAUGUGUAUAUUAUUCUAUUGCACAGUCUGAAACAAGUCUCAGUUUCAAUUCCUCACUCAUGAUUUUGAGUCUAGGCAGAUUUCUUGUUCUCUCUUAGUAGUCUACUGUUUUCUGUGCUAUACUAACACUCAAUUUUGAACUCUUGGGAAUAGCGCACUACCUCCCAGUCUCCUAGCCCUAUCAUAGAGCUGAUGUUAACAUUGAGAAGGUGUUUUGAUAAACAGUAUGAUCACCAUCCCAGCUUUCCCAUGGGUCUGUCUCACUGGGGUGUCAGAUCAAACACAGGCUCCUUUAUGUAAAGAGCAUCAGAUUGGAGGGAAUGGGAAACCCAGAGUGCAGGCUCUGACUGUGACCCUUAUCAAAGUAUACCUAUAUCCACAACACUGUGUUGUAAGAUUGGCCGGCCAUGGGAGCACUGUUUAUUAUGCUGCUAGUAGCCAUUCUGCUUUGAUGGAGAUACUUCCUGUCACAUGGUACAGUACAGUGUUAGCUGGGCCUGCAGAUCACACAGAUGUGUCACAAUGGGCUCCUGUUUUUUGGGGGGUUGGGGGGGGAUAUAACCAGUGUGUAGCCCACUGGACACACACUGGUUCAAUCAACGUUUUUUUUCCAUGUAACGUCAACGAAAUUACGUUGAACCAACGUGGAAUAAACGUUGAAUUGACGUCUGUGCCCUGUGGGUGAUUUAUUCUAUGGUUUAUGCUGCAUCUGACAUAUUGUCCAAUGCUUCUGUCUAUGUUCAAUUAUUUGAUUUAUUUCCUCAUUAGGUUAUCACCAGAAUGGGAAUAUUCAGUAGAUAAAUAUGGUUUCUUAAUAAAAGAUUGAGAUAUUCGGUAACACUUUAUUUGAUGAGUCCCCUUACACAUGGUUCAUUGGAUUGAAAUGUGCUUUCUAUUGAAGGCUCUACGGCCCUGUUCAUGAAUGAAACAGUAGUUUGGUAUGACGUGACACAUACAUUUUAUCUAAUUGCAAUAGAUUAUGGUUGCUUGACAUUCUAACUGUUGAAACGGAGUGCUGUGCCAUCUAGAUUCAUGUGCCUUCUGAAGUGCUUCUGAGAUUAUAUAUCAUGUUGUAUCUGCUCUCUCUCUCCAACAGCUGAACCGGUCGACGUGCUAAAAGUAUUAGAAUUUCACAAUUCCCCUGAAGGAGUUAGGAAAACAUCAGGAUUUUGCAUAAACCGAAGAGCAUCUAAGCCGGACACAGCCUACAGAGUUGGAAAACAGGCCCAGAUCAGUGCCCCCACCAAGCAGCUAUUCCCAGGUAAGACGAACCCGAUCCCUCUAUCGCCCCUGUCUCUCUCUGUCCUGCCCCACAUCCUGGCUGUGCAGAGUGGAAGGAGUGGUGUUUAAAUGUGUCUUUUGUUGGUCCUGCCAAGGCUUUUGACAGGAGAUGCCAUCCCUGAUCUGAUUAUGUGGCAGUGCUGUAUAUCUAGCUCAGAGUGUUUGUAAUGCACCAACCCCAGAGAGAGAUCUGGCUGAGAGAACUAGCUAGUCUAACUACAGUACAGUGCAGGUUCUUGUGCAGUCUGAAGCAUAGUAGAGUUGGUGUACUGUACUUUGUCUGCUUCUGUUUGUUUAAUAGAUUUAAAGACCAUUGAUGAAAUGUCUAUGGCUCGAAAGGGCUGGAAUGAACAGUUUCAACAGUUGUAACUCAUGUAAAGUUUUAUGCAUGAAUAAGUCAGGUAGCGAAGCUCCUACAAACAGAUCAGCAAAAACAUAGACCACUGAAUGGAUUUACAUGACAAAACAAUCUGGAUGUUAAGCUUACAGUAGUGCCUAUAGGACAGGGUUGCGUGGAAUGAAGAAUAUGAACUCAAUGGAAGAAUAUGAACUCAAUGGCAGAAAUGUAGAAGUAAUAAACUAUUAUUAUGAGUCUUGAUUAUACACCAGAGGUGAUUCAGCUGUUUUAUGAGAGCCAGUAAGAUUCUGAUUUAUUUCAGUUGGGUAUUCAAACCCAUCUAUGACUCAUUCAUAGAUCUGUUUAGUUGGAGUAACUUUAUUUCCUCAUAAAGUUUUGUAGGAUAUCUUUAUGAUGUUUAUUCCUCUUUGGCGCAACUUAUCAAAUUGCUAAUGGAUCAUUUUUUGUGUCUAAUAAACUCAAAGUGUCAAUAAAUCUAUUUUAAUGUGCAGACAUUGGUUGCACUCCAAUUUGGCUCUUCCGAAAGGAAAAUUAAACUCUAAAGACGUGAAAUUUUACAUAUUCAAUAUCAUUGCCCUCUAAAACUUCUAGAAUUGUCCACAAGCCUGGAAAUGUACAUGAAUAAACGUAGUGGACGAAUAGCUCAUGUCUAUUAGGAUGCUUGAAAUGUUGUAAACCUGGUGGUAGUCGCAUGAGACCUUACACUAAACAACAUAAAAGUAUUUAAGAAACUGUAUACAUUUAUGUGAAAAUGUAAAGGGUAACUGAAUCCUCACAUUUGAUUUCCUUUAUGUAGUAAUCAAUACACAUCUUACGAUUGAAUCAGUCACAUAAGGUGUUCCCUGUGUAUUUCUAACCUGAUCUAACCUGCGUUCUGUGCAUUGUGUAGGGGGUGUCUUACUGUAUCUCUGUAUUUCUAACCCAACCUGUGUGUUCUGUAGGGGGUGUGUUCCCUGAAGACUUCUCCAUCCUGACCACCCUCAGGCCCAAGGCUGGCCUCCAGUCCUUCCUUCUGUCUGUCUACAGUGAGCAGGGUGUGCAGCAGCUGGGUGUGGAGGUGGGACGCUCACCCUGUCUUCCUGUAUGAGGACCAGAGUGGCAAGCCCGCUCCCGAGGACUACCCCCUGUUCCGCUCUCUCAACCUGGCCGACGGAAAGUAAGUACCACUACUGCUUCUGGUUGGUCUCACAGAGAGCAGGGAGAGGGAGGUAGAGGAGGCUCAUCGCUGCUCACAGAGACUAGAGGGAAGGAGGGAUGGAUGUUGAGGAGGGAGGGAGGGAGGGAGACCAUCGCUGCUCACAGAGACUAGAGGGAAGGAGGGAUGGAUGUUGAGGAGGGAGGGAGGGAGGGAGACCAUCGCUGCUCACAGAGACUAGAGGGAAGGAGGGAUGGAUGUUGAGGAGGGAGGGAGGGAGGGAGGGAGACCAUCGCUGCUCACAGAGACUAGAGGGAAGGAGGGAUGGAUGUUGAGGAGGGAGGGAGGGAGGGAGGGAGACCAUCGCUGCUCACAGAGACUAGAGGGAAGGAGGGAUGGAUGUUGAGGAGGGAGGGUAAAGGGAUGAAAACAGAGCUUAGUUAAGCUGGUGUAUGUCUCUUCACUCUGACUCUGUCCAUACGCAAACCUGGUGCAUGCUCAGAGUGCCUUGACAAUCUAUUUGGUGUAUGUGAUUUGUCUUACUAGUCGUCAUAGGUUCUAUGUUAUCACUGCAAGCCAAACCAUUGUAGUAUUUGAAUGCCUUUCAGUCAUGCUCAGCUUGACGCGACUAGUAGUGCUGGGAUGUUUGUCAGGGGGCAUGUAAUAUAUAAAACCAAGGUACAGCCAUGGGCUGUAUGAUAGCCCUAAUCAUACCUACUUGCUGCCAUGUCCUCUGUAUUCACUAAGAAGCAGACAACUUCUUCACCUCAUCUCACCACAGGUGCCCAUCUCACCACAGGUACCCAUCACAGGAUUAGUUCUGAUUAGGUCUGUCCCAGGGUUAGGGUUAGAUCCUGGGCUGCAGCACGGGGGGAUACGAAGGGUUAGGGGGGUCCUGGGUAGUAACAGAAGUACAGGGGGAUACGAGGGUCCGAGACAGUGGAUUAGUUGUGCGCCAGGGACUACCAUGGGUACUCUGACCUCAGCCAUGAACCCUGUGCCUCUGAGAGGAAAAUGGAGGAGAGGUUGGAAGAGGGGAGGGGGGAUGUUAACCUUAAAUGAUUAACCUCCUGGAUUACCUCAUCCAAUCAGAUUCCGUGCAGAGUCUCUUAGCUUCCGUCAGUGGAUGCCUGAUUAUCCGCUCGGGGUUUGAAAAUCCCGGAAUUCUUCCUGGGAGCUGCAGCUUAGUGUACAUGAGCCGGUGGUGAAACAUGGAAGAACAAACAAACAGAGGAGACGCUGAGAAAACGCUCUCUCUUUUUUCAUCUUAACAAAUAGUUUUAUUAUGUCUCUCUGUGUUGUUUUCCUAAGCAGCCAAUUAGUCUAUAUUUAUAUAUUUUUUUUACAGUAUAGUUUGUUUUCCUGGGCUUGAAAGAAGCCGUAACCCGGUCAGUGGACAUUUGUGACCUAGAUAGGUAUAAGAUUGAUAUUUUCCACUUGUCAUGUUUAGAUACAUUAAAGGUCCUUGGUUUCAUGAGAGAAAAUGUUUUUUUUUUGUUAGAGGUUUAUAAAAUGUUAUGUCUAACACCACAGAGAAAGAUUAGAGACCAUGCUGCCAUUCUAACACCACAGAGAAAGAGUAGAGACCAUGCUGCCAUUCUAACACCACAGAGAAAGAGUAGAGACCAUGCUGCCAUUCUAACACCACAGAGACAGAGUAGAGACCAUGCUGCCAUUCUAACACCACAGAGAAGAGUAGAGACCAUGCUGCCAUCUAACACCACAGAGACAGAGUAGAGACCAUGCUGCCAUUCUAACACCACAGAGACAGAGUAGAGACCAUGCUGCCAUUCUAACACCACCAGAGAAAGAGUAGAGACCAUGCUGCCAUUCUAACACCACAGAGACAGAGUAGAGACCAUGCUGCCAUUCUAACACCACAGAGAAAGAGUAGAGACCAUGCUGCCAUUCUAACACCACAGAGAAAGAGUAGAGACCAUGCUGCCAUUCUAACACCACAGAGAAAGAGUAGAGACCAUGCUGCCAUUCUAACACCACAGAGAAAGAGUAGACCAUGCUGCCAUCUACGGCAGUCGAGGGUAGAGCCAUGCUGCUUGUACCACGAGAAGAGUUAGAGACCAUUCCAUUCUAACCAGAGAAAGAGUAGACCAUGCUGCACAUUCUAACACCAGAGAAGAGUAGAGACCAUGCUGCCAUUCACACACAGACAAGUAGAGACCAUGCUCCACCUACCCACGAGAAAGAGUAGUAGACAAUGCUGCCAUUCUACACCACAGAGAAAGACUAGAGACCAUGCUGCAUUUAACACCACAGAGAAGUAGAGAACAUGCUGCCAAUCUACACACAGGUAAAGAUAAGAUUGCUGCCUAUUCAUCACAAGGAAAGAGUAAGACCAUCUGCCAUUCUACACCACAGGAAAGAUGAGACAUGCUGCAUUCUACACAGUAUAAGAGUAGACAUGCCUUCUAGACACAAAAAGUCAGACCAUGUGCCAUUCUAAACCACAAGAGAAACGUAGACAUGCUGUCGGUUCUAACACUAAGAGAAAGAGUAGAGACCAUGCUGCCAUUCUAACACCACAGAGAAAGAGUAGCCCCCACUUUGUGGCAGUUCUGUGGGGUGCUUUUGUCCACUGAGCAGUUUUGUGACCUACUGUCUAAAGAGCAAUGUUCUCUGUGCAGGAUUUUAGCACUUAAGGACCUGGCUGAAGUCCAACACUAGGCCUUUUCCAUAUCCUCACUGACUAGGCUGUAACUAAUGCUGCCUAUCUACCCGGCCAGCCUCCUUCAGUUUAUGCAUUGUUAUAGAGAUAUACUGUAAAUGCGUACUUGAACAGUGGUCAAAUUAAAGUAUUGCUGUAGUGUCAUUCAAAGGAAAGACAUUCAAACAUUUCCAAGGUAUCGGCUGAAGCAACCGUCAGAUGAGAGAGUGGAUUUAAUUUAUAAUUACUGCCAAAAUCAAAAAUGUGCAUUUGCUUCAUGCAUAAUGGAGGAUUAACUAAAUGAUUGGGUUGCUAUCAUAAUGAGAGGUAUACAGUACAAGUGUUGUCAUCGAAGGGCAGCCAUAUUGAUCAGUAUUGCUGACUGACUGGUUCUUCAAGCGCCUUGGUUUGGCUUUUGGUCAGUGGGAUCUGAUCAGUGCCGGCCCUCCUCCUCCUCCUCUCCUCCUCCUCCUCCUCCCUCUCCUCCUGCUAUCUCCUCCUCUUCCUCCUCCUCCUCCUCCUUAGGACAAUGUUUUGACUGUGUGCCUUCUGCUCCCUCUUGCUCUUUCCUGACACACACUUUCCACAAUGUUCAGCACGUCUGUCAUGUUGAGUAACCCAGAAGGAGGAUUAAGUUUGGAGUUUAAUGAGUAUAAUCCCGUGUUAAACAGGGCCAGAGUGUGGGGGCAAGAAUGUGCUCCACUGCCUGUCCUGGCUGCAUGGCCUGGGCUGGAAUGUAAUAGCCCAAGUGCUGCCGGUGGCAAACUGUCCUGAAGGGGGCUUGGGAGGUGUUGGGUUUACGCGUGACCACACCAGUUAACCCUUUGUGUGUGUCUCAAAUGGCACCCUAUUCCCUAUAUAGUGCUCUACUUUUGACCAGAGUCCUAUGGACCCUGGUAAAUAGUAGUGCACUACAGUAUAUAGGGAAUAGGGUGCCAUUUGAGACACAACCAUGGUCUGUCUGUUUGUGGAGAUUUUUGUUAGCCUGGUUAAACCAGACUAAACGCUACAAACGACUCCACUGUUUGACUUGGUGACCGCAACGUUCAGUCUGGUUUAAGCAGGCUAGGUUUUUGCAGAAGUCUAAUCUGAACAUCUCUCACCAUGUAUCUCGUUUCUCUUGUUCCCUCUAACAGGUGGCAUCGUGUGGCCAUCAGUGUUGAGAAGAAGACGGUCACCAUCAUCGUGGACUGUAAACAGAAGAUCACCAAACCCCUCCUCAGGAGUGACCGUGCAUCCAUCAACACCAACGGGAUCACCGUGUUCGGAACCAGGAUCCUUGACGAGGAAGUCUUUCAGGUAAACACAUGAUGUUGGAUCUAAUGCUGUACUGUGAAUUCUGAUUGGUUGGUGUAACAUGGGUCGUGUUCAUUACUGCACACCGUAGCAAGCCAUAACGAAACGUUUCGCAACGAAAAUUUGAGUUUCUUAGUAGACAAGUUCAGUCUGCUUUCUUCAAUUUGAUUUCUUGUGAAUACGACCAUACUGAUGUAUGUUGCAGCGUACACUGGGCCAUAAGAUAUUUGAGAGAGAUCUGGGAGAUUCUAAAUUGGAACUAGUUUGUAGUACCAACUAUCUUUGUCCUUAUUGAGCCAAGCUUUAGAGACAGAAUCAUUGGUGUCCUUGUAUCAUAUAAUCAGUUGUAGUUCAUUGUUGUUGAUAUUUCAUCACAUAGCCAAAUCAGAGAGGAAGACUCUGCCUGUGUGUGUCUUGAUGACUCUUUGAAAGGGUCUUGAUGGAGAGACAAUCAUGCAGGAGGCUGCAUGAUAUACAUUAAUUAUUGCACCAAGGGGUGUUCAUUUAUUAACUUCAAAUAAAAAAGCAUGCGCUGAAUGUUUAACGUCUUUAAAAUGAUUCUGUGUCUUUAGAAUCCGACCAAUGCAACUAUGAGUAAUGUUGGUAGCCCAUUGAUUUAGAAUGCAAGAAACAUCUCAAACACCAUGUUUGAUUGUACAGUACAUCAAACAACUAGAACCCUUAACAGAUGCUUAAAUCUAAAACGAUUGACAGUACAAUACAUGUACAUGAUCAAACACUUUUGUUUCUUUAUGACUUUGGAGGAAUGACGUCUGUACAUCAUAAAUUGUACUAAUCAGCCACAGCUUUCCUCUGUUAUGUGUAGUUAGCUCUCCACUCUUGCUGCUCUGCUGUGUGAGAAAAGGAGUGUGGAGUGCUCACCUCCAUGACCAUGGCUGUGUCCUAAAUGGCACCCUAUUCCCUAUAUAGUGCACUACCUUUUACCAUGGGCCCUGGUCAAAAGUGCACAAUACAGGGAACAGGUUGCCAUUUUGGGACGCAACCCAAUGUAUUGUACUCUCCUUUGAUGUAACCUGCAGGAAUGUAUUGGUAAUUAGACCAGUCUGCUCAGUGUCUGUCUGCCUUAUGUGGACUCAGGAAUACUGUACAUUCAACACUGUUAGACACCUUACAAAGGACCAAGACAGAUAUUUCUACUAGCAGAAGGAGACAUUGGAUGUCAUUUUGCUUCAUGAUGAUCAUGACACAAAGGCCAUUUCCAGAUGAAUAGCGGUCUGUAUGUGGACACCCCUUCAAAAUUAGUGGAUUCAGCUAUUUCAGCAACACCUGUUGCUGACAGGUGUAUAAAAUUGAGCACACAUCCAUGCAAUCUACGUAGACGAACAUUGGCAGUAGAAUGGCAUUACUGAAGAGCUCAGUGACUUUCAACGUGGCACCAUCAAAGGAUGCCACCUUUCCAACAAGUCAGUUUGUCAAAUUUCUGUCCUGCUAGAGCUGCCCCGGUCAACUGUAAGUGCUGUUAUUGUGAAGAGGAAAUGUCUGGGAGCAACAAUGGCUCAGCCGCGAAGUGGUAGGCCACACAAGCUCACAGAACGGGACUGCCGAAUGCUGAAGUGCGUAGUGCGAAAAAAUAGUCUGUCGGGAGCUUCAUGCAAUGGGUUUCCAUGGCUGAGCAGCCACACACAAGCCUAAAAUCACCAUGCGCAAUGCCAAGCGACGGCUGGAGUGGUGUAAAGUUCGCCGCCAUUGGACUCUGGAGCAGUGGAAACACAUUCUCUGGAGUGAUGAGUCACGCUUCACCAUCUGGCAUUCUCAUUGAUUAAUCUUGGUUUGGCGGAUGCCAGGAGAACGCUACCUGCCCCAAUGCAUAGUGCCAACUGUAAAGUUUGGUGGAGGAGGAAUAAUGGUCUGGGGCUGUUUUUCAUGGUUCGGGCUAGGCCCCCCCUUAGUUCCAGUGAAGGUAAAUCUUAACGCUAAAUUCUAGACGAUUCUGUGUUUCCAACUUUGUGGCAACAGUUUGCGGAAGGCUCUUUCCUGUUCCGGUAUGACAAUGCCCCAGUGCACAAAGCGAGGUCCAUACAGAAAUGUUUUGUCGAGAUUGGUGUUGACGAACUUGACUGGCCUGCACAGAGUCCUGACCUCAACCCCAUCGAACACCUUUGGGAUGAAUUGGAACGCCGACUGCAAGCCAGGCCUAAUCGUCCAUCAUCAGUGCCCAACCUCACUAAUGCUCUUGUGGCUGAAUGGAAGCAAGUCCCCGCAGCAAUGUUCCAACAUCUAGUGGAAAGCCAUCCCAGAAGAGUGGAGGCUGUUAUAGGGGGGACCAACUCCAUAUUAAUGCCCAUGAUUUCGGAAUGACAUUUUCGACGAGCAGGUGUCCACAUGCUUUUGGUCAUGUAGUGUAAGUAGCCUGAUAUUAAACCUCUGGUAGGCUACUAGACAACAUUCUCACCUACAUUGAAGCGCCUCCUAUAGCGUGCAAUUAAAGAUCUGGGCCUAACCCUAACCCUACUGUUAGACACAGUGCAACUUCAGGGGUGAUGGGUUCACUGAUCACACAACACUGGACUGUAGGAAUGUUUGGUUGUCCACUGCAGGUGCUUUUCAUUUGGAGGGAACUUCAAAUAGGCACUGAAGCUGUGAGGGAAAUGCUGUAGCUUAUUAAAGUGUAGGAAACAGUUUUUAGUGGUUAAAAGAGGAGUAUUUUAUGUUUUAGUGAGUUUUUUGGGCUAGAAAAGAGAAACAUGAGCUAGGUUGAGUUUACAUGGACAUAACUUUAUUUUUCCUGAAGGAACUUUAAUUGUGGAAGUUUUAGAGGUAUGGCAUGACAUUUACCUACUCUAGUAAAGGUGAUUAUUGUUAGAAGAUAAAUGUUCUAGUGUCUCUCUGACUUUAUCACGUCUCCCUUUAGUGAUGUGUGUGUUAUCUCUGUCCCUUGUGUACUAUGUCCAGGUCCCUGCAGUUCAGGCAGAGGUGGACAGUAUUGGGUUAGAGUGAGUUAGGAUGUAAAUAAUGUCUGACAAUGGGCUGAAUGUCACGUGAGAUAAAUUGAAACACAUGGUGUCUGGGCGGGUAAAGGUCACCCCUGUGGUGUGAAUGCAGAGGACAGGGCUGUGUUUGCCUGUGAGAGAGUGUGUUUGUUUAUGGGGGGCUGUGGGGUGGGGAUUGACUCCUCAUCAUUCUCUGGCCCUGCCUAACCCUGGCUGUGGGCUGAUCGACUCUGCUGCUGGCUCUAACCAUAACCCUAACCCUGGCUGUGGGCUGAUCGAUUCUGCUGCUGGCUCUAACCAUAACCCUAACCCUGGCUGUGGGCUGAUCGACUCUGCUGCUGGCUCUAACCAUAACCCUAACCCUGGCUGUGGGCUGAUCAACUCUGCUGCUGGCUCUAACCAUAACCUUAACCCUGGCUGUGGGCUGAUCAACUCUGCUGUUGGCUCUAACCAUAACCCUAACCCUGGCUGUGGACUGAUCAACUCUGCUGCUGGCUCUAACCAUAACCCUAACCCUGGCUGUGGGCUGAUCGACUCUGCUGCUGGCUCUAACCAUAACCUUAACCCUGGCUGUGGGCUGAUCAACUCUGCUGCUGGCUCUAACCAUAACCCUAACCCUGGCUGUGGGCUGAUCAACUCUGCUGCUGGCUCUAACCAUAACCCUAACCCUGGCUGUGGACUGAUCGACUCUGCUGCUGGCUCUAACCAUAACCCUAACCCUGGCUGUGGACUGAUCGACUCUGCUGCUGGCUCUAACCAUAACCUUAACCCUGGCUGUGGGCUGAUCAACUCUGCUGCUGGCUCUAACCAUAACCCUAACCCUGGCUGUGGACUGAUCGACUCUGCUGCUGGCUCUAACCAUAACCUUAACCCUGGCUGUGGGCUGAUCAACUCUGCUGCUGGCUGUAACCAUAACCCUAACCCUGGCUGUGGACUGAUCGACUCUGCUGCUGGCUCUAACCAUAACCCUAACCCUGGCUGUGGGCUGAUCAACUCUGCUGCUGGCUGUAACCAUAACCCUAACCCUGGCUGUGGGCUGAUCAACUCUGCUGUUGGCUCUAACCAUAACUGUUUAUUAUCUAUCCCGUUGCCUAGUCACUUUAUCCCUACCUAUAUGUACAUAUCUACCUCAAUUACCUUGUACCCCUGCACAUGGACUCGGUACUGGUACCCUGUGUAUAUAGCCAAGUUAUCAUUAUUCAUUGUGUAUUUACUCCUUGUGUUAUUAUUUUUCAAUUCAAUUUUUUCAAUUUUUCUACUAUUUCAAUUUAUUUUAUCUCUGCAUUGUAGGGAAGGACCCAUAAGUAAGCAUUUCACAGUUAGUCUACACCUGUUGUUUACGAAACGUGACAAAUAAAAUGUUAUUUGAUUUAACCCUAACCCUUACUGUGGUCUGACUGCUGCUGGCUCUAGCCCUAACCUAACCUAACCCUGCCUUGCCCUGACUGUGGGCUGACUGCUGCUGGCUCUAGCCCUAACCUAACCUAACCCUGCCUUGCCCUGACUGUGGGCUGACUCGGCUGCUGCUACUGGCUCUUCAAAGCCAUUUCACAUAGUUUGAACUUAGAAUGUUCCUUGUAAAUCGGCUUAACUCUACAAUAUACUGCUGUUAGUCUAUGAUACCUGUUUCACAGCGUCUGAAGGGUCCAGUUAGCCAUACAGGACUGAGUGGAUGAAUGAGAGCCUUUCAUUGUCCCUUCAGACCUUCCUCAACCCCCUGUUCCCUUCUUCCCCACCUCCUCCUCCUCCUCCUCCUCCUCCUCCUCCUCCUCCCCUCCUUCCCUCCUCCCCUCCUUUUCCAGCCCCCCUACUGAGCCACAGCCAUGAGACCGUCUAUUCAUCCCCGGCUGAUAUUACCAGUUAGCGGCACAGAAUUUAGCCCUGCAUACACUCCACCCCUCCCCCUCCUCCACCCUCCCCUCUCUCAUGUACCCUCUGUUCAUGACAGCCUGCUUUAUGUGUCCCUGUAGGACGGUACAAAGGUGGCCCACUGACUGUUAUGUCUGCUGGUUGUUACUUUUUCUGGACUGGAGGUUGUAAGGGAUGGGGAGGUUAUAUGAGUUCACUGACAGACUAGAUUAAGGGGGCAGGGUCUGAAAAACAGAAGUUUGGACGUGUUUCUGAUGUAAAGUCAUGUCUAGGAUAAGUGCUGCAGAAGUGAAGUAGCUAACUGUCUGUUUGCUUCUCUGUCUUCACUUACACAUCAUAAAAUAAACCUCUCUCUCCUUUCCUCUUAUCUCUAAAAAUAUAUCUUCUGCUUCUAUUGCACUUAUAUAGGAAUCUGCAGCUGUUAGAUAGAUUCCUUAAAAUAAUUUGAUUGUUUAAUCAAACGUUUCCGGUGUGCACCUGUCUCUGGUCCGUUAAGAGUAUGUGUUUUGGUGGGAUUGUGUGUGUGGGUGGGUGUGUAGUGGUUAACUGGGUCGGGUGUGUGUUUUGGAUAAAAGGUAUGUUGCCCAGGGCAAGGGUACAUCAAAGGUCACAUGACGACUCCUUUUGUUUUGAUCUGGCCAGUGUUGCUGCUCCCAUCUUUCUUCACUCUGUAAUUAAACAUGUACACUAUGUAAAUGUCAGAGAGAGAACCACAGAGAGGGACAGAGUGAGAGAGAGAGAGAGAGAGAGAGAGAGAGAGUAGAGAGACGAGAGAUAGAGCGAAGAGAGAGAGAGAGAGAGAGAGAGAGAGAGAAUUGGUUGGGGGAGAGAGACGGAGAGACGGAGAGAGAGAGGAGGAGAGAGAGAGAGAGAGAGGAUGGAUUUGUCUGUGUUUUUAACAACAACGGCAUAGAGCUAACCACUUUGUAACCAGGGAGCCUUACAUCUCAAAUGUCACUGUUUUUAAACAUGAUUGGUUUAAGACUGGAUGUAAGACAUUCUUUACUAUAGACACGCCCUUAGACUCAGUGAUAUUAUGGUGGGUAUCUUUCGUGCGCUAAAAGAGGCUUCCUCUGGGUACCCCCUGUGGCCCCCAUAAUGCACUGCUUUUACCUUUGACCUCUUGACACAUUAUGUAUUUAUAUCUUAUGGUGCCCUGCGGUCAGGACGAGGUCAAGUUGUAACUUGGAUGGCUGUCACUAUUAAAGAAUAGUUCGGUGAACCACGUCAUUGGUUUAGUGAAGCAUGUUCUUUAGACUAAGAUAUAGAGACACCGUAGACAAUAACAGGGCUCUGCAAAGGUCUGGUUGUCAUUCAUAAAUUCACAGUUAUUUUCCGUGUCUGGUUAAUGUACGCUUCUUAGCUGUCUCUUUAGCGUCCUGAUCUCUGCCCUUGAAAUACAUCUCUCUCUUUCAAUUCAAUUUCAAUUCAAUUUAAGGGCUUUAUUGGCACGGGAAACGUAUGUUAACAUUGCCAAAGCAAGUGAAGUAGAUAGUAAACAAAAGUGAAAUAAACAAUAAAUAUUAACAGUAAACAUUACACUCAGAAGUUCCAAAAGAAUAACCACUUACCAAACAUAUAUCCUUGUAGACUUUAAGUACUUCAAUUGUAUUAAGACAGUGCCAAAUGGAACAAAGUUUAAUUCAUGUCACUGCAAGUCUUAUGGUCUCUUGUACUGUACCUGUGAAAAACAGCAGUCAUACAGUCAUUUAUUGAUCCCGUGUCUCUGGCCCAUUCUGGGCCUGGCCUUUUCUGUCUCUGUCUCUGGCCCUGUGUCUGUCUGUCCCCAGUCUGGCCCAGGACUUGGUGUCUCAGUGUCUCUGGUCCCUGUUUGUGUGCGGACGACCAUCUCUCAAGCAUAUCCUAAUGAAAGCUGACUCUAGGCAGGGUUCAGCCACUCUCUAUUGGUGUGUGGGUGACAAAUGAGGUAAUGCAUGUCAACUUAACUCAGACCACAGCUUGAUCUCAGCUUGGUCUCUCCUGUGUUCUCCCCACCCCCUCCAUCCUGCCACCCCUCCAUCCUGCCACCCCUCCGUCCCUCCUCCACCCCUCCUUCAGUCCUCCAGACUCCUUGGCACACAGGUUCAAUGCCAAUGCCCAGUUGGCGGGCCAAUCCUGGCUUUCAUGGUCUACUGAUUGUGUGAAAUAGGUGACCUGUGAUCCCAGGUGAUCAACUUAAAUGUGGCUUAUAAUAAUAUAUGCUUUGGCUCUGGCAUGGUAUUUACAUUGGUUUAGGCAGUAGGUGCUUUGCUUGGAGAUAUGUGGUCCAUUAGGUGGUCUGUUUGGGUUUUGAUUUACAGUAUGUACGGGCUGAAGAAAGGGAUUUUGGUUCAAUUCCAACCUGGUCUACAGUGAGAAUUAUUUUUGAUGUUCUGCAGUGUGGAACUGCAAUUGUACAAUGAGCUGUUGAUGGAUUGUCACAGAGAGAGAGAGAGAGAGAGACAGAGAGAGAGAGAGAGAGAGAGAGAGAGGAGAGAGAGAGAGAGAGAGAGAGAGAGAGAGCAAGAGAGAGAGAGAGAGAGAGCUAGAGAGAGAGAGAGCUAGAGAGAGUGAGAGAGAGGAGAGCUAGAGAGAGAGAAGAGAGAGAGAAGAUAGAGAGAGAGAGAGAGAGAGAGAGAGAGAGAGAGGAGAAGAAAGAAAGAGAGAGAGAGAGGGGGGGGGGGGACAAGCCUUAGCAUAUGGAUGUUUAUUCACUACCUGUCAACAAUUCAGAAAUCUGUUUUGUUAACAUGGGGGACACGCAUGCACACAUGCACACACACACACACACCACACACACACACACACACACACACACACACACACACACACACACACACACACACACACACACACACACACACACACACACACACACACCCACACACACACACACACACACACACACACACACACACACACACCCACACACACACACACUUUCUAUACACAAUCCACAGUCCACUUAGCUUUCGACAAGUUAUAGCCUGCUGCCUUCCCCUUAUGGCUCUCUGACAACCUUCUGCUGCUAUUCCAGUAUAGUGUGUGGCAGAAACACUCUCUGACAUGCGCAUAACAGGAUCAGUCAGCUCCUUACUUUUCCUCUAGGCACAGUACUCAUCUGCCAGGCUCCAUACCCAACGCAUCAUCGUUUAUACUCCUGCAAGUUCCCUUCCAGCUGUCCCUCAAAGGUGUGAAUAGGUGCAGGAAUCUUUGUUAGCAAUUAUAGAUUGAGGAGAAUUCAGAUGAUGUAGCCAAGAUGUACUGUAUGCCAGCUAGAGUGAGUUAUGAUCUUUAUGUGCUUUGGCUGUAUCGGCCCUGUUGGAGAGCAGUGAUACAACAUAGACAUACUGUAGAUCUACUGGAACGGAUACAAGGUAGAGAGUUCUGGAACAAAUAUAACCUAGAGACAGUUCUGGAACGAAUAGAACCUAGACAGUUCUGGAACAAAUAGAACCUAGAGACAGUUCUGGAACAAAUAGAACCUAGAGACAGUUCUGGAACAAAUAGAACCUAGAGACACUUCUGGAACAAAUAGAACCUAGUGGAAUGGAUGUCAGUCAUUGUGGCAGUAAGAAAACAUGAGUGAACUCGCCAACCCAUGGAGGCUUUUCAGUAUUUUCUAUCACUCUGUGCAGUGUGAUGAUUCUAUGCUAUUAUACUUUCUAUUCUUACGACCUCCAUUACCCUGUUUAUGAUGCGAUUGUUUUCACCACCUAGACAUCCUCCCAAAGCUCGUUCUCAACCUUCCCUGAGGACAUUUCGAGGGAUGAAGGGUGCAGUUAGAACCACGCAGGUUGCAUCCCAAAUGGCUCCCUAUUGAGUGCACUACUUUUGAUCAGAGCCUUGCACUAUAAAAGGAAUAGGGUGCCAUUUGAGACGCACAAAUGGUUACAUCUGCUGUGACACUCCCAAGGCGUUCAGUGCAGCAAACCACUCUGGCUAUACUUGUGGCCUUGUGGCUAUAGUAAUGGCUAUAGAUAACUCUCCAGCCUGGGCUUGUGGUAUUGGGGUGAAAGCUACCUGCUUUAGAUCCUACAGAGAUGAGGCUACCAGGCUGGGCCAUGAACAUUUUACCCUGGCUCCUGGCACUGGUGUAGUUAAAAAGGUGCAUCUGAUUUCACUCACGUUGAGUACCCUCAAAGUACCCUAGGGUAUACUACCCUCUCUAACCCCCCACCUCAACCCGAAUUAGCUCUACCAAUAAAUGUUGGAUUCCAUCCUCCCUUGGUGUUUAGCAGCAGAUUAAUGAGAUCUGCAAUGCUUUUGUAAUUUUUUUGGUCACAACAUUACGGUGCCUUGCAAUCUCUGCUGACAUUUUUUGAUCACAGUCUGACACAAGAUUGUCAGUACUGCACUUCCAUCCGUGGGUUUCUGUUGUUUGUCUGUCUGUCUUUGCUCCAUCAUAAAUCACACAUUUGCUCUUCCCGCUGCUCAGACAGCACACAUGGAUUCCAGGUGUUUCUUCAUUUUGUCUUCCUGAUGGUACAUGUUUGUUUGAUUUCCCUUUCUGGCUGGGUAAACCCCAGUGGUAAGAAUAAUAAUUUACUUACCCAGCCAGUGUCUAAACUUGAUUCACCCUGUGGAUGAGUGUCUUGUGGUAUGUGUCAAGCUGUUUAAUCAGUGGGCUAGAAUCACAUUCCAUUUCCCUUACUACCCCUUGCUAGCCUGAGAACUCUGAGACUGCACGGCCACAGACUAGCUCCUAUAGGGGGUGAUGGGAUUAAAUGUUAUCUGACAUAUGGUUAUGAUGUUCUGUUUUUUCUACAGUACAGAGAUCAAUAUUCAUCAAAUCUAUGACUAAAGAUAGACAUGUUAUUUCACUUUUUUAUUGUUCAUAUAAUAUUUGAACAAUACAAUACUGUGUCUGUCUGCUCUGCUAACUCUUACCUACUGGAAGGGUUAGAGGUAAAUGUGAUUUUUUUUUAAAUCCUUAUUUAUUUCCUUGUUGUCUUUCUGCAGGGUGACAUCCAGCAGCUGCUGAUUGUGGCCGAUCCUAAAGCAGCUUAUGACUACUGUGAACACUACAGCCCCGACUGUGAAACUCCCCAUGGCCACUCACUGCAGGCCCAGCAGCCCGAGGACGAGGUCAGUAUGCUGAGGGCCACAAGGCUGUGGAUGGAGGGCCCCACUAUGGGGGCCCCAGUUUCAGGCCCCCAGUGUGAAUAAGUGCACCUGGACUCAUUCUGGCGCUGCCAGCUCUUGAGGUCCUUAUGGAACCCUAUGCAGCAAAUCAUGGAUCCUAGACACACAGGAUAUACAAAGUCUCACUAGUCCCUUUUAGAGCAUCAUUAGAUGUGUCAAUGAAUUGAUGUAUUUCUAUGGUAUUUACUUCCUUUACCUUUAACGUCAAUAGAGGAAGGAGCAAGGUCAUUGAAGUCUCAUUGCUCCAAUUCCUCAUCCAUCCAUGAAGGUUUUAACUCAGUACAACAUCUAAUGAUCUUUUCAGAACACUCUUGAGGUACUUGCUCUUAAAUUUCCUUACAGGUAUUUUUCUUUGAAUUGGACCACAGUGGAAAUUAUUUAAAUGCCACAAUGUCUGUGUCCACUUUGGAGUGGAGAGUUCUAUGGCUUGUUCUGCUAACAAGUUUCACAGAUCCACCAUAGCACCAGAGCCAAACCGCAGGAACAGAAUACAGAACACAGCCAACCACGUGCCUUAACACUGUCCUGCAAAGCGAUACAUGACAUCUGUGUUAUCCACAGAUUAUGUGAUACAGAUAAGGAUAUACAUCUAAGAUAUAGUACGAUCUGGAAACUAAAUGUACUAGGUCAUUCUUAUCGUAAGAGCAGCAGGUUUUUUCCUUAUUAUGAGUCAUUUAUACACUUAUUAAAAACACUUAGAAACUCACAACAGAACAAUAGGGGAGACCACAGGAGAGGGAGGGACACCUCUCUAACAGUCUGCUUACAGUAGAUAUGAAUGCCCCCCAGUCUCCUUGAGGGUUCAGUGCUCUUGAUGUCUUGUCUGAGUGGUGCCAGGAUGUAAAUCUGCCGACUCGCCUGGACGGGAUCCUGCAUGUGGCCUCUCUUUCUUUCUCUGUCUCUCUGUCAUGUCUCUCUGUCUCUCUGUAUAUCUGUCUCUCUCUCUCUUCUUCUCUCUCUAUCUCUCUGGUUAUCUGUCUAUCCUCGCUCUGGUUCGGCUCUAUUCUCUAGAGAUCCUGUUUCUAUAGAUCGCGAAUAGUCGCUCUAGAGCGAGAGAAGAGAGAGAGAGGAGAGAGAAGAGCGAUAUCUAGAGAGACGCGGUUAAAAUCGAGAGUCGAGAGAGAGAGAGGGCAGAGAGUAGAAGAGGGAGAGGAAGAGAGAGAAGAGAGCUGAGAGAGAGAGGAGGGCGAUCUCGUAGAGACCCUCUUGAUCGAGAGAGCGAUCUCUAUAGACCAUUUCUGCUCUCUGCUCCUCUCUCUCUCUCUAAUCUCUGUCUCCCCACUAUAUAGAGAUAUAUAUAUAUAUAUUUAUAUAUAUAUAUAUAUAUAUAUAUAUAUAUAUAUAUAUAUAUAUAUAUAUAUAUAUAAUAUAUAUAUAUACAGUUGAAGUCGGAAGUUUACAUACACCUUAGCCAAAUACAUUUAAACUCAGUUUUUCACAAUUCCUGACAUUUAAUCCUAGUAAAAAUUCCCUGUCUUAGGUCAGUUAGGAUCACCACUUUAUUUUAAGAAUGUGAAAUGUCAGAAUAAUAGUAGAGAGAAUGAUUUAUUUCAGCUUUUAUUUCUUUCAUCACAUUCCCAGUGGGUCAGAAGUUUACAUACACUCAAUUAGUAUUUGGUAGCAUUUCCUUUAAAUUGUUUAACUUGGGUCAAACGUUUCGGGUAGCCUUCCACAAGCUUCCCACAAUAAGUUGGGUGAAUUUUGGCCCAUUCCUCCUGACAGAGCUGGUGUAACUGAGUCAGGUUUGUAGGCCUCUUUGCUCGCACACGCUUUUUCAGUUCUGCCCACACAUUUUCUAUAGGAUUAAGGUCAGGGCUUUGUGAUGGCCACUCCAAUACCUAGACUUUGUUGUCCUUAAGCCAUUUUGCCACAUCUUUGGAAGUAUGCUUGGGGUCAUUGUCCAUUUGGAAGACCCAUUUGCGACCAAGCUUUAACUUCCUGACUGAUGUCUUGAGAUGUUGCUUCAAUAUAUCCACAUCAUUUUCCUUCCUCAUGAUGCCAUCUAUUUUGUGAAGUGCACCAGUCCCUCCUGCAGCAAAGCACCCCCACAGCAUGAUGCUGCCACCCCCGUGCUUCACGGUUGGGAUGGUGUUCUUCGGCUUGCAAGGUACCCCAUUUUUCCUCCAAACAUAACCAUGGUCAUUAUGGCUAAACAGUUCUAUUUUUGUUUCAUCAGACCAGAGGACAUUUCUCCAACAAGUACGAUCUUUGUCCCCAUGUGCAGUUGCAAACCGUAGUCUGUCUGUUUUAUGGCGGUUUUGGAGCAGUGGCUUCUUCCUUGCUGAGCGGCAUUUCAGGUUAUGUCAAUAUAGUACUCGUUUUACUGUGGAUAUAGAUACUUUUGUACCUGUUUCCUCCAGCAUCUUCACAAGGUCCUUUGCUGUUGUUCUGGGAUUGAUUUGCACUUUUCGCACCAAAGUACUUUCAUCUCUAGGAAACAGAACACGUCUCCUUCCUGAGCGGUAUGAUGGCUGCGUGGUCCCAUGGAGUUUAUACUUGCGAACUAUUGUUUGUACAGAUGAACGUGAUACCUUCAGGCAUUUGGAAAUUGCUCCCAAGGAUGAACCAGACUUGUGGAGGUGUACAAUAUUUUUUCUGAGGUCUUGGCUGAUUUCUUUUGAUUUUCCCAUGACGUCAAGCAAAGAGGCACCGAGUUUGAAGGUAGGCCUUGAAAUACAUCCACAGGUACACCUCCAAUUGACUCAAAUGAUGUCAAUUAGCUUAUCAGAAGCUUCUAACGCCAUGACAUCAUUUUCUGGAAUUUUCCAAGCAGUUUAAAAGCACAGUCAACUUAGUGUAUGUAAACUUCUGACCCACUGGAAUUGUGAUACAGUGAAUUACAAGUGAAAUAAUCUGUCUGUAAACAAUUGUUGGAAAAAUUACUUGUGUCAUGGACAAAGUAGAUGUCCUAACCGACUUGCCAAAACUAUAGUUUGUUAACAAGAAAUGUGUGGAGUGGUUGAAAAACGAGUUUUAAUGACUCCAACCUAAGUGUAUGUAAACUUCAACUGUAUAUAGAUAUAAAUAUGUAUAUCUUUCUGUCUCUCUCCUAUGAGCCCAUGGAAGACAUCUCAUCAGUCCCAUUAUCAGCUAAGCAACUGGAUGGGGACUAACAUUGAUUCAUCUGUGAAGGAUGCAAUUAUUUUAACCCAUGUCAAACAGUCAAGUUAAACCUCUCUGACUGUUUGAUAUUCAAAGUAAUCAAAACAAUGAGUUUGAUCAGAUAAUGUAAAAUAUAUAUUCAGUACACAAUUUACUCCAAAUGUAUAUGUCAUAUUACGUUGCAUAGCUCAUCAUUGAUUAUGCAUUUGAACAUGUUCAGUCUUCCCACCUAUAACUACCAGGAUAAGGAGAGUUUUACUGCCACUGUUAAUUUAAUAAAUCCCUUCUCCACUUUCCACUUCCUCUGAGUCAUAAAAUAGUGUUUUGUUAUGUUCACUGGGGAUGCUGUUAAUGAGAGCCAGACAGUCACACGUGCAGCUCCUCAGUGUAACCACAUAUAAACCACAAAUAACCACAAGGAAAGAAAGGGAAAUCAAAACUAGCAGGAAGUUACACAUUCAGUAAAUCACACUCUUUAAUCUACUCUGCUUCAGAUGUAGGUGCUAUAGGAUAUAAUUUAAACCACUGCUAUGACGGAAAAGUUCCAUUACCAAACCCCUGCUAUACUACAUGCAGCUGGUGUUCUUCUCAUGGCUUUCCCUGAUGUACACCUCAGCUUUUUAGUAGGUUUUAUACACCCCACCUGUUUUUACAUCUGUAGCUCUCACAUGGUUUCCAUCAUGUGCUGUUCUUAGUAUUUAUUUCCAUUUAAAGAUCAAUGGCCAACUGAUGCUUAACCCUAACCUUGCCUUGCAGAUGUAUUGUUUAAGAGCUAGCUAUCGCUCAUAAAUGAUAUUACUAUAAUAAAAAAGUAUUGUCUCGUGCUGUGCAGCUACACAUCAGUUUUGUAAACAAGCAUUAGCUAUGCAUUUCCAUUGGCAGAAAAGCUACACAGCAUAUCGUUGGAGACAAUACUUUGAUGACUUACAAUAUGACAUGCUAAUUAUUACAUUGUACAAUAUUAUUCAUAUUUUUUGAUGAAUAAUGCAAUCUAAUGAGUGUAACUUGUUACAGUUUUAAUUCAUAAUAUGUCCACGACAGACAUGUUAUAUUUAUAUCAUAUUUUUCCUGAGAAAAUGAGUUCUCUGUUAUGCUAAUGCUAAUGCUAACAUACUAAUGCUAACAUCUCUCCCUCUCCCCCUUCAGUACACUACUGCUGAUGACUUAGAUUACACUCAGUUCUAUGAUUACUCUGAAGUAGAAGGAGAGACAGAGACCAUUCCAACAGACGAGUACGAGGCGGGUAGUGACCCUCAGGUAAAUGAAACACUGAAAAGAAAGCAAAAGAAGCUUCUUUGUCCUGUGGUGUCUUACUGUCAGUUAUUGUGACACCUCUUGUGCCCUCCCUCCCUUUCCCAACUCUUCUGGUUUACUGUCUAAUGUAUGUCUUGAUGUGUCAAUCAAACUUGAAUUCAUAGCUACAAGGCCCGCCCUCUGCUCUCACACGGCGAAUGCCAGCUUUGAAUGUUUGUCUUAUGUUCAGUUUGUAUCUCAGGUUGAAAACAUAUCCCACAAUAUCUGGUGUUGUUGUUUAUUUUCAACCCCACCCCUUCCUCUUCUCAAUGUUGUUAUGUGUUGUCUUGUUCUUCUAUCACUAUAACCUUCUUCCAGAGAAAGAAACGUAGUGUCUACAUGAAAAAGAAGAGGACCCGAAAGUCCCUUAAGUCUAAGGCUAAGCCCCUAAAGUUCCAGGCCUCUAAAAAAUCUGCAGCUAAAAAGUUAGCGGCCGCUAAGAAGAAGAGACAGAUGAAUGGCUAUCAUGGCUAUCAAGCUACCGCGCCGGAACUACACCGACACAGAGUAUUAGGGGUAACAGUACCAGUAAAGAAACAUCAGAUAACAUCCAGAUCUUUCCUCUGACGUUUUCUGGGGAAAAUCUGUGAUGCUAGACUGAAAGCUAUACCUAACCCCCCCUUCUACACCGUCUCUCUCUAGACCCAGCAGAGUUAUAGCUAGCUGGACAGGCCCCAAGCGAAUACCACCUUGUGUUGUGCUCGUUCUGUUUUAACCCGCUUCUCUGUUCUUCUUCUUCUUCUUCUUCUUCUUCUUCUUCUUCUUCUUCUUCUUCUUCUUCUUUCCUUUUCAAUGUGACACAACUUCAGCUAAACAAUGUAGACGGAGAAUACACUGAAUAUACUGACAGUGAGCUUGUCUACGGAACUGUAGAGGGUACUCAAACUCAGUCUCCAAUUGCCACCAGUGGACCAAAUGAGGUAACUUUUUACUUUUCAUAUUUAGUUUUUUAUUUACUUAUUACUAUAAGAAAGAAAGAGCAGUUUUUUGGGAGUAAAAGAAACCAGGAAGACAUAUUACCAAAGGAAGUAUCUGGUAUGAAAUGACAAAGACAAAACAAUUCAAAAGCAAUUGUUCUGUUUUGAACUUGAUGUUUUUGUUGACAGCAGAACUGUUGGAUAGAGGAGAUUAUUAAGCAUCAGAAAGCUACAACAAUAUGUCAUUUAUGGCUUUAUUCAAUCCACUUUAGUACUAUCCACUGACCUGUAAGUAUAUUUUGCAUCCUAUAAUGUAAUCUCAGUGGAUUGCCAUGCAAAUAAUGUGUAGCUUUCUGUUGUUUAAUUCAAUUCUGGCUAAGGCGGCAGUUUCAUGCGUAUCUAAUAUGUAUGUAUGUGCAUUACACUUCAUCAACAGUCAUCUUAGAUGAUACUGAUUCAUUGCUGGAUAAUGUUUGUACAUUGAAAUAAUAAUCUAACGGUUAUCUGCCUCCCUCAGUAUAGAUUGAUCUAUUAGAUGGUAAUGGUAUUAUAAUCGUAUUACACAUACAGUAUUUUGGCCAUUUACAUUAUUCUGGUAUACUGACAGUACCAGUUAUAUGACAAGCAAUAAGAACUAUUUGUGAAACAAACUGGGUCACAGCUGAAAGGAGAAAUAAGAUAGGUAUAUAUUUCAUGAUUGUUUUCGAUUAGAAAAAAAAUCAUUUUUCUUUAGUCUGUGUGGGUCUAAGACUUUGUUAGAGGCCUUUUGUGAAAUAGAAACCACACAGUAAAAGUUAAGCAAUAUGUCGCCAGUUUAGUAGGCCAACAAAUGGAUUCUCAGUAUACACUGCAGCACAGUCUGCGUUCAGAGGCAUCACAAACCAAAAUAACCUUAAAUACAAUCGUCAAAGUCACAUUUGGUGUUUACUUCAUGGACAAAAUGUACCUUUUACUUUUAGGAGUGGUGUACUUUUCUGUAUGAGAUUGAUGGUACAGUAGGUAGGGGAAACGAUUUGAUUUGCAGCCUUACCCAUGAUUGACAGUAUGCAAUGGCCAAUCAUAAAAGGGUAAAUUUCUCUCUGUGGAGAGCCAAGCCCCUCCUUCUAGCCAUAAAGUUUCUGCUGAGUUAAACAUGGGGUUUGUGUUCUGUCUCAAGUGAGAUAUGGGUGUCACAGCAAUCACCCCUGUUCUGCCGUAGAUGGCCAGCCCUUUGCAUAGCUUUUGAUUAAUAGUUCUCCCAAUCGCACCAAUAGAACUAUGAUCAACCAAGCAGAGGAAUCUUCACAGCCGAUUAUGAUACUUGUUGCACUGUUACUGCAGUAGCAAUGUGUUUCACAUGGAUGUGAUGUCACUGGGUUAUCUUGCCCUUGAUUGCAUAUCAUUUCAAUUUACCAUAGGGUAGAAUGGGGUAAGUUGGGCCCACUGGAUCAUAUUACCCUGUUCUCCCCUACAUGCCAAAAUCUGGUUCUCCCUCACUGAUAUUAUCAGCUCAGAUACCUGUGUCAUGACAUCCAUUUUGUUGGCUUCCAAAGCGAAAUCCACAACGAUCACUCAUUAUGACGGUGCUGUCAGAUUGUGGUUGUAGAGCUUUGCCAAAUGCAGAGAAUGUCAUACAUAAUAGAGUCACGUUAUAAACAUUUGGUAUCUAUCCAAAUCAACUAGUAAAUUGAACAUCAAAUCCCUUGUACACAUAUGUACUCUGCAUUUUUGCACAUUGCUACAUUCUAGAUUCACCAUUCAUGAAAUAUGCUUAUAGUGUCAUUUCAGAUUUACUUAAUCUAUUUCAGUCUUUUUUCACCAUUGUACAUAUAUUGAUAUUCUGGUGGUAUGUAUUAUGUUUGUGCAAAAAAUACUGAAAUAACCUAAAGUCUGUCUUAGACUUGACUGAUUGACCUAAAUUUGAUCAUCUAAAUUUAUAAUGCUUUUUUUAAGUCAUCAAGGUAACACUUUAUUUGUCCCUUUUUGUUAUAGGCCUGAAGUCAAUACUGGACAAUGAUAAUAUCUGUUGCAUAACACACAUACAGUGCAUAAACAUUACAGAGUAAUGACAUACAGAGUAACAGUAUAUGAAGCAAUGGCUAGAUUAUAAUUACACACUAUCAUAAAGUUAAAUCAAUAUCUCACCAACAAACAUUUAGAUUUCCACAAGGUUACAUGGGACUUAAAUAUGGUGUUACCACAUUGCCAUAGCCUUCUCCAUGUAUCACAAUGCUGGUUUCAUCCUUCUGCUAAGGCUUUACAUAGACAGUAGUCUCCUCUACCUACCUAUGCCUUAACUGCUUGACUAACAACCCUGUUCCCUCCAUUGCUCACCCCUCCACCUCCCUCAUCCCCCCAACGCUCCGCUGCUUGGGUAACAUAAGGCUGUGGAGGAGGAGAUUGUUGCUGGUGACUAUGUUGUCACUGGAGCUGCCCCACUGGGUCAGGAGCCCACCGGUGCCCCCGAGGCUGGCCUGGACAGUGUGGACCCCGGAGUGGACGCGUAUGACUUUAAGGAGUAUGACCUAGGGGGCGUGUUGGACAAUAAGCAGUAUGAGUAUGGGGUGUAUGAUGAGUAUGGCAAUGUCGCCGCUGAGCUACCCAACCCCAUGGAUACCGUCGAAGAAGAGGUGGGGCUGGGGGUUCCCGCGGAAACGGAGGAACUCACCCAGACUGCCGUAAGUAUGGCACCCCUCGCCCCCGACUAAGGGGUGUGUGCAUGAACCAGGGGUGUACGCCGUGGGGUCCCAACCCGGCCCACAGGCUGUGGUUAUGGAAUCAGAACUCUCUCAUUUCAGAAGCAUCGUGAUUCUAGUUUGUCUUGGCAUGGGGACUUUGUCUGUCAUUGUCAUGCUGUGUGUGUGGAGGUUGUCUUAGCUUGAAUGUGAAUGCGUUCCUGUCUGCCUGAACUGUCUCACUGUCUGGAUGGGUUAGACAUGUUAGUGGUUGGUCUGAUAGGGAGAAGGAAAGUGCAUGUCACUUUUAGAUAGCAGCCUGCCAUUGACUUAUCUUCAACACAGCAUAGGCCUGAGGGAAAUCUUAGAGCCUUGGCUGUUAGUGUCUGAGACCGUCAGGCCUAUGCUCUCAUUAUGGCAGGAGACUUCUACUCAGUAUACUCGCCUUGUCACAUAUGUUAUAUAUUAAAACCAUUGGUGUAAAAUCAUUGGUGUUGAUUCACUGUAUGUUUCAUCCAGUCAUCCUAACACACAGUCCCAUAUGAUCCAUAUGAAUGCAAUGACACUGCUCUCCAUUUCAAGCACUUUGAUCGAUCCUCUUUCAUUGAGACUAACAUGUUCUACCCGUUUCUGUCUUUCUCUCUGUCUGUUCUUCAUUCCUUCAUUCCUGUAGUUGUUGAAUAGCUCAUCACACAUCACUCUAUUAAAUCGGGUGUGUCCAUAUAAGAAUAUGAUACUGGAUUGAAAUAAUUGUUACACUUUUUCCCUUAGAAUUAUACUAUAGUAACCAAUAUCAUAUUCCUAUACACCACGCUUCGAUAUAAUCAUGUUCUUUGCUCGUGGAAUUGCCUCUUUCAUUCUUCUCAUCUCUCGUUCCGCCCAUCCCCGCUGGUCAUUGAUCCAGUGACUGUAGCUCCAUAUGAAGAAGCUCAUACAUCUGUCCUCCCUAUCUUCACAGGUGGCUGGUGGUGGGGAGAAAGGCCAGAAGGGAGAACCCGCUGUGAUCGAACCUGUAAGACCCUAAACACAACACUGCUGGUGUUGAGGGAAUAUGUGUACCCAAACAAAUUGUGUUAUACAGGAAGUUGAAAUAACUGUUUGGUUAUUAAUGAAUGUGCUCCUCCAUAGAGAGAUGAUGCAGUAAUAUAGACUGUGGUGCUGUGUAGUGCUGUGUAGUGCUGUGUAGUGCUGUGUAGUGCUGUGGUAAUUGCUGCACCAUGUUUGUGUUGAUCCUUGCUGUCCCAUUUAUUCAUUCAUGUUGUCUGUCGAUCACGUUUAGGGCAUGCUGAUUGAAGGACCUCCUGGACCUGCAGGCCCAGCUGUGAGUAACACAUAUCUAUUCAUCCUGAGGCAAACUGUUCCCUUUAUAGUGUACUACUACUUACUACCCAUAGGGCUCUGGUCAAAAGUAGUGAACUAUGGUGUCAUUUGGGAUGCACUCUAUAUCAAAAGAAUGGGACAGAUCUUUACUCAAACUUCAAUUAAAAUAUUCAAUUGAGUAGCAUACUGUACAUGAUUUGUGACUCAGCCUCAAUGUAUAGGGAUCUAUCUUAAGUCAGGAUGUAGGCCUAUGUAACAACAUUGCUGUGCCUUGUUUUGCAUGGGUUGUUUUUCUGUAGGGUCUACCAGGCCCCUCAGGUCUACAAGGACCCCCUGGUGUUGCUGGAGAUCCUGGUGACAGGGUGAGCCUCUAUUCCUGUAUACUACUCGUUUUCUCUCUCUCUCUCUCUCUCUCUCUCUCUCUCUCUCUCUCUCUCUCUCUCUCUCUCUCUCUCUCUCUCUCUCUCUCUCUCUCUAUCUCUCUCUCUCUCUCUCUCUCUAUCUAUCUAUCUCUCUCUCUCUCUCUCUCUCUCUCUCUCUCUCUCUCUCGGGCGCUCUCUCUGUGUGAGCAUGUGUGUAUGUAUGUGUGUCUGCAUAUAUGUGUGUGUAUGUGUAUGUGUGCGACCUCUGACCUGGGAGAAAGAAAGUGCAGAGGGAGAGGUGGAGAGGAAGAAAGAUGGAUGAGAGGAGGAGGAGUGAAGUGGGAGAUUCCCAUGUCAGGUCUGUCGUCAACUGUGUGGCUUCCUGGGGCUCAGUCAGUCAGUUUUCUCCCCUGUAGUUUUACAAGAGAGGUUUGUGUCCCUUGUCUUAUCAUGGUCAAUCUGUGUUGUCCACUCACAUAGGAGGGUCUCUAUCUGAGGACGGUUUAAGUCAUUGAGUGGUUGUAGUUGUUAUGUUUGAAAAUGACUACAAAUGGUCUACAGGCAAAUUACUGUAGCACAUUAAUAUAUUCACACAUUAACAGAGACUUUGAAGAGACAGUUGAAAACCAUUCAAUUUGAGGGAGAGAGAGCGGGGGAUGAAACAGCGAGGGAGAAGAGAGAAGGCAUGUGCAGCUGGAUGGAGAAUGAGGGAGACAGAGAGAGAUGAAAGGAUGACUGUAGGGUGGAGAGGAGGGGAAACCCACAGACUGUUAAAGUCUUGUUUUCAUUAGCUCUAACAGUACAACUGAUUCCAUGUAUAAAGUCAUAAUACUGUAUUUUCAGGGCCUGUAUUCAUAAAGCAUCUCAGAGUAGGAUUGCUGAUCUAGGAUCAGCUUUGCUUUUUAGAUCAUAAUGAUUAAGAUUACAUGGACAAGGGGGACCUGGUCAUAGAUCAGCAGUUCUACUCUGAGAUGCUUAAUGAAUAUGGGCCCUGAUCUCUGUUAUAGACAGACACUAGUAAUCAGCAUUAAGCUGUGGUGGAAUACUUAGAAAUGGCUUCCUUCCUUUACUCACCACUGACUCCUUUACUCACCACUGACUCCUUUACUCACCACUGACUCCUUUACUCACCACUGACUCCUUUACUCACCACUGACUCCUUUACUCACCACUGACUCCUUUACUCACCACUGACUGAUAGGUAAAAGUACUUGGUUAAGGUCACAACACUUUGAUUUCCCCAAUUCCUAAAUUAGCAGCUUAUUUGUAAUAGUAAGAUUACGUUUUGUGCUCAGACCAGCUAGUAGUGAUCAUUGUAAUGGACCGUGGAACAGUGUAAUACAGCUAGUGCCCUACAGCAUGCAUGCACUGUAAUUCACUAGGUGGCAGUAUGUCAGUCUGCUCUGUGAAUGAAUGAACGAACUAAGGAAUGAAUGAAUGAACUAACAAAUAUAUCCCAGUGAUAUAUCCCAGGCCCCGUGUAGCUCAGUUGGUAGAGCAUGGCGCUUUCAUCGCCAGGGUUGUGGGUUCGAUUCCCACGGGUGGCCAGUAUGAAAAUGUAUGCACUCGCUAACUGUAAGUCGCUCUGGAUAAGAGUGUCUGCUAAAUGACUAAAAUGUAGUUGUAAGAUAUGUUUCAAUAGAAUAAUUAGUGUUUCAUUUAAUAUAUUUUAACAUAAUUAGUAUUGUUAAUAGCAAUUAGCAUAAAAUCAGUAGCUGAGAGUAAUUUCCCCAUAUAUUAUUUGAGUUUCCAUGUAUGCCUUUCUGGUUUAAAAGCAAACAUUUAACCAGUGGCAGACUUGACAUUUUUGUUCUGUUUUUCUUGGAAUGGCUACAAUCAAUCGAUAGCUGCCUAGCUCAUAAAAUGACAUUCUGUACACACACAUGCACGCACGUACACACACACACACACACACACACACAGCCAGGCAUGCAAGUGGCUGUUGGUUUUGGAGAGAGGACAGUGCCAUGGCUCACAGAGAGGCCAUGUUAUUCUGGUUGUGUGAGGAGGGAAUGGAGAAGCAUGCUAAUGAUGCCAACCGUCCCUGGGCAAACACACCUCUGCCAUUUACUGUGUGUGUUUGUGUGUAGGCCUAUCCCUAUGUGUGUAUAGUUAUAUUUACUACUUAUUGUACUAAAAUUAUCAUUUCAUAUUGAUGCUUACACAUUUUGCAUAAUAAUCACAAUUCAUGAACCAAAGAGGAUUCAUAUUCAGACCAUACACCUCUAACCAACCUCCCUAUAGCACCUUACAUAACUAGACUAAGUACACACUUGCCAUGUGUACCAGAAAGUAUUACGUCUUUGUUCAGCUGCAAAUGUCAUUCCACUCAACAUGACACCACUCUGUGGCCAGUGUAAGUGAAAGAAAUGGGUCAGGACGAAAGGACAGGAUAAUCACCUGGGCUGCUGUAGAGUCCUCUGCUCUGAUACUUUACUCAAGUAGUUAUUAAGGCACAGGAACUCUCCAUGUUCAGUCACGCCACCUGGUAGUGAGGUUAUUCUCCUCUCCUCUCCUUAUCCUUCUGGUGUUGUAAUGAUGGAUGGAUGAGAAUGAUGAUGAUGAUGAUGAUGUUCUUAUUUUCCCUUUGAAUGGUGAACAUAGUGUGUGUCUCUCUGUCUCUGUCUCCCCCCCUCUCUCUCUCUCUCUCUCUCUCUCUCUCUCUCUCUCUCUCUCCUUCUCUCUCUCUCUCUCUCUCUGUCUGUCUGUCUGUCUGUCUGUCUGUCUCUCCCUGUCUCUCCCUGUCUCUCUCUCUCUCUCUCUCUCUCUCUCUCUCUCUCUCUCUCUCUCUCAAUCUCUCUCUCUCUGGGCAUGUUCUAACAUGGAAUCUUUCAAUCAACCAUGGUUCUUCAUUCUGAUUUAUCACCUGCUCUCUGUGACACCUUUUCCCAGGGUCCCGCAGGGCGGGCUGGUCUCGCAGGAGCCGACGGUUUACCAGGUCCUCCUGGUACCAUGCUGAUGCUGCCAGUAAGUACCAGACCUGACAUAUUGUUUAAUACAUCCAAUCCAACAUACACUAAUAUCUACCAGUAUUGAAAUGUAUUGGUAACUGUAAAGCACUUUAUGACAACUGCUGAUGUAAAAAGGGUGAUAUAAAUUAAUUGAUUGUCUUGCUUGAUCUUGAUCCAUAUUCUGCCCAUAUAUUGUCUUUCUUGGUCCAUAUCUUUGAUUGAUAUUCAGAUGUUCGUUGUUCACACACAGCAUGAUUGUGAUUUUUCUUUUGUAAGGCCUGUGUUUCUCUGUGUGACAGUUCCGUUUUGGAGGGGACGGAGAGAAGGGUCCCGUGGUGUCUGCCCAGGAGGCCCAAGCCCAGGCUAUCCUCUCCCAGGCUAGAGUGAGUUCACUAGGGCCGUAAUGGGCCAAAGAGGGCCAAAUGCCAUGGCUGUAGCAGACCGAAGGGGGCCAAAGCAGGCCAAACAGUACACCAGGGCUGAAGUGGGCCAAAGGAGGCCAAACGGCUCCAGUGUAGCCUUAGGGGGGUAAAACUGCCGCAGCUCUCUCUCUUGAAAUUAAAACAUUGUUUUAUUAAAAAGAGAACCUCAUUGGUGUUUCAGCCAUAUUCCUCUUUAUAGGUAUAUCCCUUCUCACAGCUGUGGUUUAUGGGAAGGGGGUGUGGGGGGCACUGAGAGAGGUGCUGAGCAGGCUACAUGCAGGAACACAGCCUGUUUGGACAGAUGCAGGAGGCAUUUAAAAAUACUACAGGAGUUCAUGACCCACGGCUAGGCCAGCCCAGCAGACCAACAGGUGUCUGAGGAAAGAGAGAGAGAGAGAAGAAAAUGAUUGGGCCACUGCUGUAGGCCACUGCGUCAUCAUGUUUCACUUACGGUAGACCCAUGACACCACAGAAAAAGAGUCGUAGUGGGUUAUAAGAGAGUGUUUGAGUUAGGAUGUAAAGAUGUCUGUGGGGUGCUGUGACAUAUGGAGGGUCUCGUUCUGACUGGUGAUUUGUCAUCCCUUCCCUUCCUCCCCCCUCCACCCUCCCCGCUCCACCCUCCUGCCAUCUACCCCACAGCUCGCCAUGAGAGGUCCCUCAGGUCCAAUGGGUCUCACAGGAAGAUCCGGUCCAGUGGUAAGUUUCAGUUCCUCCACCCCUCAUAACACACACAGACACACACAUCCCUGUUACUAAGUCUUUCCACCUCAUGUAAGGAAUGGUGAACAUGGGUCAUUGACUGCCCUGUCAGAAACCUUCAAAGUAUUAUGUCACAAUUCAUCCCUAUUUUUCACCCUCCAUAUGAGCUAUCUUCCUACAUAUUACCAUCCCGAGCUAUACACCAACUAUAUAAGUACCUGAGCAGAGAUGAAACAUGAACAAGAUUAGAGGGUUGAAGCUUCUUUAUAUAAUUCUAGUGCAUUUCUUUUUGUUUGUAUUCAUUUGAUAGGUCUACCUUAUGUUUUCCCCUUUAAAACCACAAAGUUCAUAAUAGUUCUUAAAACUUGGCUGUAAUUGCUAAAUCACUAGUUGUGAAUAUUUCAGUCGUGCAGACCGAUAAGGUGCUUUAAAAGUCCUACCUAGCCCAGCAAUAGAACCCCACAAUUUUAGACUUAAGUAUAUGCCCCAAAAAUACCCAAUUAAGUUCUAAAGCCCCAAAAUUAUUUUUUUCAUAUAUGUUCAUCUCUGUUGAAUAAUACAUGUUAGGUGCUGACUAGAUAGCUGACACAUGGGAGUAUAGGGAGAGUAUGGUAGUUCAAGAUGAAACAUACUUUAUAGUCAUCCUAUAGAUAAAGAUAAAGAGUUCUUACUUUGCCUGGGAUAUAAAUAUAUACAAUGGUUUUGUAACAUUGUUUAAUAAACAAUACUUUUUUUCUACAAUACAUGUCAAUUAAUCUAUUAAACAAUACAGGAGGCAUCAACUAAUGUGCAUCAACUAUCAGCUAAAUAUCGCCAUCUGCUGUUUCAUUGUAUAAAACAUAUACUCACCUUUCUGGCUGUGUGGAGUUACGAUGAAGCCAAUAGGACUGACUUAAGGUUUGUGUCCAUGUUUCUCAUUGGUCCAUCUCUAUCUCAGGGUGUUCCUGGUUCUCCUGGACUUAAAGGUGAUAGUGGAGACCCUGGUCCUCAGGUGAGAGGUUAAAGAUAUACCUGUAGACUACUUAACACACUCACAGUCAUACUCUGCACUUAUACAGUUACUGUACCUAUACCUCACUACAGUUACCCAUACCUCACUACAGUUACCCAUACCUCACUACAGUUACCAAUACCUCACUACAGUUACCCUAUAUCUCACUACAGUUACCAAUACCUCACUACAGUUACCAAUACCUCACUACAGUUACCCUAUAUCUCACUACAGUUACCAAUACCUCACUACAGUUACCCUAUAUCUCACUACAGUUACCAAUACCUCACUACAGUUACCAAUACCUCACUACAGUUACCCAUACCUCACUACAGUUACCCUAUAUCUCACUACAGUUACCAAUACCUCACUACAGUUACCAAUACCUCACUACAGUUACCAAUACCUCACUACAGUUACCCAUACCUCACUACAGUUACCCUAUAUCUCACUACAGUUACCAAUACCUCACUACAGUUACCAAUACCUCAGCUACAGUUACCAAUACCUCACUACAGUUACCCUAUAUCUCACUACAUUUCCCUACACCUAUACCUAUUGUAUACCUAUUUAGUUAAUUUCUUUUACAUUUUAGUCAUUUAGCAGACGCUCUUAUCCAGAGCGACUUACAGUUAGUGAGUGUAUACAUUUGUUUCAUAGUUAAUGUUACCUAACUGACGAUGAACUGAACAAUAUGUCACCUACAGUUACCUAUACCUACACCUUUCAUUACUGUAUACCUAUACAGUUAAUGUUCCCUAGCUGACUAGAAACUGACCAUCAUCACGUGUCAUUCACAGGGCCCCAGGGGAGUCCAAGGGUCUGCAGGACAAAUAGGCAAAUCUGGCAAGAGGGUAAGUGAACUGAGUGAACCUCAUCCAGCGCUUGUGUGUGUGUGUAUGUGUGUGUGUGGCGUGUAAGAUCUGAGAGGUUUAUCCUAAUAAAUCAAAAACAGAUGCCUGAUAUGUGCUAAAAUCCAGUUAAAAUUACCAAAAGGGACAACCUGGCAGUGGAUGACAUAAUUGGCUGUAGCUGUAUUUCUAGGUAGAUGUCAUGGCCUGAUUGGUCUUUAUGUUUCCAUGUUUAGCCUCUCUCUCUCUCUCUUCCUCUCUGUUGUAGGGUCGUGGCGGAGCCGAUGGCGCCCGAGGAAUGCCUGGAGAGUCAGGCUCUAAGGUACACGAGGACCUCUGUCCACUAGUCACUUUUCUCCGAGAAUUAAAACCACAUGAUGUCUCUGUCAAGUGUGACUGUUCUGUGUUGAUCACAAUACUGUGUUGUAAACUUAUGCAUGAUGAUGUCUGUGUCAUCUUGGGACUUGGUGGUCAUUGUCAUAUUGUUUCUCCACAGGGUGACAGAGGCUUUGAUGGCCUGCCCGGUCUGCCUGGUGAGAAGGGACACAGGGUGAGUAUUGUAACGACACCACGAAGUCACAAGCACCUGCAUGUUCACCUCUUCCUAAAUGGUAAUACAGAUGUAGGAUCUUUAUUUGAUCACCCUGUUACAGGAGAACUUUCCUGCAAUGCAGGACAUUUAAAACUAUAUUUGAGGUUUAAAAAGGCUUUUGAAGUUUGACAUUUUCACUAUGAAAUUUCAGACUUGAUUUUCCCUUACGAAAAAUGUAUCACACCCUACAAAAAGUCCAUUAAUUAUAAUCCACAUAAUAAUUCACAUUUCCUGUUGCUGCAGGAUUAUUUUCCUGCUGUAUCAAACAGGCUCAAAUUAAGAUCCUACAUCUGUACUUUAGGCAGUUGAGAGCCUGCAUACUAUCUCAGGGAAAUGACCCAUGAUGCAGACAUAAAAUGAGCUGAAAUUAUCAGGAUCUCCAUAUUCUCUCCCUCUACAAAACACGACUUCCGGUUCCCAUACUGGUUCACUUAGAUUGAGGGUCUGAUUUGAAGUCACCUUCACUCUUCAACCCUUAGACCCGCUUGAACAAAUAGCGAAAGAGAGAGAAUAUGGGUCAUAGUAUGGCCAACAAUACAGUAUGUUCCAAAAACACUGGUCUUUUCUGUCUAAUACUAUCACUCAUUCCAGAGGAUCUGAGGUAAAUUACAGUGAGAUUUAGCACAGCAGGUAAUCAAGGGGAUACAUACUGGAUGAAUAUCAUUGAACAAUAGACUAGUGUUGGUCUGAGAAACAAAUGGCCUUGGACGUUUAUAGGCUUAUGGGUAAAAACACUGUUGGCCUAUUUGAUAGAACCAAAUUGGCUUAAAACAAAAUGCCAACACUAUUAGGCUCUGAACAGGGGCUUUUGGAAAUACCAGGGGUUUUGGAAGUUAUAAAAUGUCUUUGACAUUUUUGGCCACAUUAGCUUGUGGGUGUUACUACUGAAUAGUCUGUCUUGAGUUUUUGUGUGUGCAAUAUUAUACAAUCAGCUAAAUCCUGAAUUCAGAAAAUGAAAUGCUGAAUUAUAUUAUUGUAUUAUAGUAGAACUAAUCUGAAUGGCUUUGAAGUGGUCAUUUAAAAAUAAAGAAAUAAAGUUAAUAUUAUUCAGACUUACAGUUGGACCAAUAGCUUGGACACAUUGAUCCUCUUAUAUCGAUCUCUUCCAUAGAGUUACUCACCAGACACAUAGCCAGGCAGCAUGUUGAAUGAUACACAUGCAUAUACAGAACUCCCAGUGCCGGUCCUGUUCUGUACUGUCUGCUUGGAGGGCCCUUAGAAGAGACAAGCCACACAAGGCCCCCACCAGGCUAAAUAGGAGCUUGGGCUGCAGAGAGUUAGAGAAACAGUGGACUGUGUGGCUUGUCUCUUCUAAGCUCCUACUGAGACAGAUAUUAGGAGCCCUCAGAUAUUUCCAACCUGGGCGUGUGGUUCCUAAUCCUGGCCUGGGUAACAUCAAGGUAACAAAAGAGUGAGCCAGCCAGUCAGUCAGCCAGCACAACUAGCCAGCCUGACGUAAAUAAGAGGUUGUGAGCAGCUUCAAGUCUACAGCUGGCCUGGCCCAAUCCUCUUUCAUGAUAAUAACACACAUAUCUCUCUCUCUCUCUCUCUCUCUCUCUCUCUCUCUCUCUCUCUCUCUCUCUCUCUCUCUCUCUCUCUCUCUCUCUCUCUCUCUCUCUCUCUCUCUCUCUCUCUCUCGCUCUCUCUCUCUCUCUCUCCCUCUCUCUCCCCCUCUCUAUAUCCGCCCCCCCCCCCCCCCCCCCCUCCCAUAGGGGGAGACAGGACCACUUGGACCACCUGGAGCCCCUGGAGAGGACGGACAAAGAGUGAGUACCACCCCCCCAUCAUUCUCCCAUUCCUCUUUUUCAUCUCCAUCCCUCCAUCCUUACUGUGUAAACUGACUGUUCUUCUUCUCUGUGCAGGGCGAGGAUGGAGAGAUCGGGCCAAGGGGAUUGGCUGGAGAGAGCGUAAGAGAGUGUCCACUGAAUUGCUGUUAGGUUUGAUAAAUAGGACCCUACAGUGUAACUUCACAACAGUAUUGGAGUAAUACAAGUAUUCAACCACCCUGUUAUGACCUACUAUCUCCUCUGGUUGACAGCACGACUACUUCUGUAUCAGUUAUUUAAUCUAUGAUUCAUAUUAAUCCAUUAGGGGGCAGGGUUUCUUAAUUGGUAUUUGUUCUACAGAUUACUUCAUUAUUGUUUUCUGUGAUCCAGAGACAGUAGAGAAAGCGAGACAUCCUACUCCGGUCUACUUAUUGCCCCGUCCCCGCGGAGGGGGUGCCCCAGAGUGAGACAUCUCACUCGCAAAUGUUUUCUGGUCUGGGCAGGGCGGGACUGGUGGGGCAAGCGGGGAGGGGACAAUGGGUAGACCAUAGCCAGCGGUUCCCUAUCUCACCUGAGCAUGCCAGAUACAAUAUAUGGAGGAACCAUGAGCUCACGCGGGAAAGCAUGCUCACGUGAGAGGGGGAACGCCCCCAGACAGGAACAGUGAACUAUUUUAAUUUAUCCACCAUCUUUGUGUGAUCCUGAAACCCUUCUUUUUCAUGUUUUAACCCUUGGUGACCCCCCCCCCCCCCCUCUCUCUCUCUCUCUCUUUAGGGUCCUAGAGGUCUGCUUGGGCCACGCGGUCCACCCGGCCCCACUGGACAACCUGUACGUAGUACUUAACACAUACUUUCCUAUGAUAGAGUUAUCACUAUGGUAUCUCCUGUAUAUUACAACAUUGAAUAAGUCGUUCCUACUCAUCUGAAUGUUUGUAUUUCCACAGGGUGUAGCUGGAGUGGACGGGCCUCACGGUCCCAAAGGAAACAUGGUAUGAACACUCAUAACGUUAUCUCACACAGAUACUAAACUAAAACACCCGUUUUGACAUCGUUAGUGAUGGAACCAGAACUGGUUUAUAUAGUGUUUGUGUAAGCCUGACCAAGACAUUAUUUGUUACCAGAGAGGAGUGUAGUCUACUACAGGGUAUCAGUGUUUAGGAUAGGUUGUUUAGGCUAGGUUCUAACACUAUUUUAAACUUCACUGCUGUAGAGGUCAAAGGUCAAACGGUGUGCUUGUGAGCACAGGGAGGAGUGACAUCAUUCACACUGUAGGUCAGGCAGUGACCUCUCCAUGUGUUUCAAAAUGGCUGCCUGCUGGGGCUUCUCCCUGUAGCACAUCGGAAUAGGAUGAUAUUGCCCCUAAACACUGAUCUAGGUCAGUUUUGCAAGCUAACCUUCUAAUGGUUAAUGAUAGGAUUUGGGAAAGGUAAUCUGGUCCUAAAUCAGUGCUUAGGAGGAACUUCAACAACAGCAAUCGUACAGUUCAGAGUAGCAACAGACUGCAGGUUACAGUUGUUUGUUCAGUCCAGAAAGAUCAGUCACAGUGUUUGUCUGGGUAUUUGUCUCAGACUAACCUACAUUAAUAUCGUACAGAGAGAACAUAUUCGUUAUUCAGCUUAGUACCCUAGCAACAGUACAGCCCUGGUCUCUAUCUGUUUGUGUUUUGACUCAAUGUUUACCGUAUAUGGUCUUGUCUGUGAGAGCUCACGUCUGUCAGUGUCUUUGACAGAGGAAGUAGUGGUAUCUCAUAAUCUUAGAAAAAGAGCCUACAACUGGAAUCUAAAUGACAGAAUAGUCACACUGGGGAGUCAGGACAAUCUGUUCUCUGAAAUAUAUAGGUAUUUUCAAAAAAGUAUGAUAUUUCUUCAGUGUAUACAACAGUUCUUUCCAAGGUCAACUAUUUCUCUAUUAUUUUAACCAGAUGUAUUUUUCUUCAGUCCCAAACGUAUUGAGAGUAGACACUGCUAUAUCUUAUAUUAGCACUCUCAAACAUCUCCUUAAAUGGUGGAAGCAUCUUCUGAGUAAACUAAAGAUAUACUGUAGAUAAGGUCUGCUGUGCCCUGCUCUAAGCUCGUUGUCAUGUGAGAUUGAUUGUCUCUGCCUGUCUGUCUUUGUUUAGGGACCUCAAGGAGAGCCGGGACCUCCAGGUCAGCAGGGGAUCCCAGGGACACAAGUGAGUAUCCCAGACAUUACAAACAUUACAGACAGUAUCACAGAUAUGAUAGUAUCCCAGACAUGACAGACAUCCUAGACAGUAACACAGACAUUAUCACAUUCAAUAUCACAGACAUCACAGACCAUGUCACAUACCAUACAGACAAUAGUGUCCCAGACAUUACAGACAAUAGUGUCCCAGACAUUACAGACAAUAGUGUCCCAGAUAUUACAGACAAUAGUGUCCCAGAUAUUACAGACAAUAGUGUCCCAGAUAUUAUAGACAAUAGUGUCCCAGACAUUACAGACAAUAGUGUCCCAGAUAUUACAGACAAUAGUGUCCCAGAUAUUACAGACAAUAGUGUCCCAGACAUUACAGACAAUAGUGUCCCAGAUAUUACAGACAAUAGUGUCCCAGAUAUUACAGACAAUAGUGUCCCAGACAUUACAGACAAUAGUGUCCCAGAUAUUACAGACAAUAGUGUCCCAGAUAUUACAGACAAUAGUGUCCCAGACAAUAGUGUCCCAGACAUUACAGACAAUAGUGUCCCAGACAAUAGUGUCCCAGAUAUUACAGACAAUAGUGUCCCAGACAAUAGUGUCCUAGACAUUACAGACAAUAGUGUCCCAGACAUUACAGACAAUAGUGUCCCAGACAUCACAGACCAUGUCACAGACCAUACAGACAAUAGUGUCCCAGACAUUACAGACAAUAGUGUCACAGACCAUACAGACAAUAGUGUCCCAGACAUUACAGACAAUAGUGUCCCAGAUAUUACAGACAAUAGUGUCCCAGAUAUUACAGACAAUAGUGUCCCAGACAUUACAGACAAUAGUGUCCCAGAUAUUACAGACAAUAGUGUCCCAGAUAUUACAGACAAUAGUGUCCCAGACAAUAGUGUCCCAGACAUUACAGACAAUAGUGUCCCAGACAAUAGUGUCCCAGAUAUUACAGACAAUAGUGUCCCAGACAAUAGUGUCCUAGACAUUACAGACAAUAGUGUCCCAGACAUUACAGACACUAGUGUCCCAGACAUCACAGACCAUGUCCCAGACAUUACAGACAAUAGUGUCCCAGACCAUACAGACACUAGUGUCCCAGACCAUACAGACAAUAUUGUCCCAGACAUUACAGACAGUAGUGUCCCAGAUAUUACAGACAAUAGUGUCCCAGAUAUUACAGACAAUAUCACAGACGUCACAGACCAAAUAUAUACAUAUAAACGUACAAAAAAAAGAGUUGCUAUUGACACUAAGAACACACAUUAAUAAUGUGUCUUUAUUUUAGUGUGUGAUGUCUAAAUUUAGUUGGAUUUUUUUGUUAGAUAAUAGUCUCACUGUAAUGAGGUAUUAUGUCAGGAGCUUAUGGAAAUAUACUGCUCUCUGAUGAUAAUUUACAUCACAUUUUGGGAUUAGUUGAAUUCUGCCUCUAACCUCUUCUGCUCCCUGCCUCCUCCUCCCUUCCUCCACCCGUCCCCACUUCCUCUCCCCCUCUCGCUCCCUGGAGGUAAAGAGAGCACACACAGAGAGAUUUUCUUGGAAUAUUUUCCUGGGUUUUCUGGAGGGGUUGAGGGAAGCGGUGAAAGCAUCUCAUUCAUGUCUGUGGAAUGCCUGCCGAGAGAGACACACCUGUAGGAGCAGGCUCCCCGAGCUGCAGCACAGCCUCAGAUUACUCGCUCUGCCACACACAAACACACACACGGGCACAAAUACACACACACACACGCUCAAGAAUGAAUACAGUCCCACCAUUCUUACCCCCGCACCUUCUGCUGAGUCCCCAAUGCCCCUACAUGACCCCAGCUAGCCUUUGUGUGUGUGUGUGUGUGUGUGUGUUGCUGCUAUGGCAACAAACUCUGAAGCUGUCGGUCUUCUUUUGGCCUGCAGGGUCUUCCUGGUCCUCAAGGUCCCAUUGGACCACCUGGUGAAAAAGUAAGUUGAAGCUCUGCUCUUCAGUCCCCUGUCAACAAAAUUGACAUAAAAGGGCCAUGUUUGUAAGUGAGUGGCCCGAAAGACAAACUGUAAAGUGUGUAAUCUGUUGGAUGUAAAUGUAGUAUGCUUAUUUGCCAUAGUACUGCACUGAAGGGUUUUUGUAUAAUGUGCAGUGAAUGAAAGCCCCCUUAUACAAGUGUCUACACAAAACGUUCAGAAUUGCACCUAGUACCUCAUCUGUAAAAUUAUUAUUUUCAGAUGUAUGUUGUUUUUCUCAGAGGUGAACUGACUAUGUCCUGGAGGUUGUUAAAGUGUUGUUUUGACCUUUGACCCAUGCUGUGUUUUUCUCUCCUUCUGUCUCUGUUUACAGGGACCUCAGGGCAGGUCUGGGUUGGCUGGUUUACCUGGGUCAGACGGACCUCCAGUACGUGCCAUUCUGUCAUUCUGUUUACACCUCUCACUCAGUCUCACACUCUUUCCCUCCUCUCACACUAUUCACUCAUCCAUUGCCCUCAGACAACCCACACGUACCUGUGACAGUCAACACACUGUUGAGGAGCAAUAGAACUAGCAAGAUCUACAUUGUGAUGGUGGUAUGAAAUGUUGUUAACUAACUGCCAUCGUUUGCCUUAACAUAGCAAGCCACAGGUACCAGUACAUGUCCGUACACAGUAGAGGAUGAUAUACAUUCCACACACUGUAGUAUAUAGGAGUAGCUUGCCUCAGGGCCUUUGUACAUUUACAUCGACAUUUGAGUUAAUUAGCAGACGCUCUUAUCCAGAGCGACUUACAGUUAGUCAUUAAAGUGAGAUUUAUGAUGACUGUGAUAAUUAAUUGGCUAACAAACUAGAUUGGUUGAAAAGCCUUAUCACCUGUGCUGUUACACAAAAUGAGGAAGUAAAGCACAGUUUGUAAAAUGUAGCGUGCACCAAACAUCUCUCCUUCCACUGCAACUAGCACCCAUUGAGCCACAGCAUUGACCAAUUAUCCUGUCCGUUGCGCUCUCCCAACUUGAUAUGAUAUACUUUAAUGUCCCAGAGUGGAAAUUUGACUUGAACAAUAGACAGGGCUGUUGCUUCCACAUAAAUACAUAGAAUCAAUUGAGAAUAACACCACAUCAUACACCCGGCUCCCCCUCACACAAAAAGUUCAUAAGUUAAUAUCAGGCAAGUCAGAAUGAGUUUUGUACGACCUGUACUAGUAUUUCCCUCUGCCUCGGUGGUCUGUUAGCCUGCUCUAGUUGAUCUGCUACAGUGUGUGUCAGGGAAACGCUGGGAAGCUGAGAGGGAGCCUAAAACCUACUGAUUUACAGCCUUCUGCCCUCUGACAUGUUUAAUUGGUGCCAGGUGUGCAAGUGAAAGGUCUUUCCAUAUGUGUAAACUAACCAGUCAGUCAGACAGUAAGACUGAGCUUAGACCUAAGACUGUUAUCACUAGAGUCUACACCACCGCCAGCAGCAGGCAGGCAGGCUGCUGUCGUACACUAACACUGAGGCCUUCUAGAACUUUCUGAAGUACUGAGCUAUUCCAUAGAAUCAAACUAGAACUUUUUGAUGUACAGAUGUGUUCCAUAAAAUCGAAGUUUGGGGUUCAUUGCUUGAGUGUUGACUGAGAUAUAUCAACUUAGAGGGCGCAUCCAUACGAGAUUAAAGUACUGUAUCUAAGUCACUUGUGUUCAUUCUACUCUUACAGGGUCAUCCUGGUAAAGAGGGACCACCUGGUGAGAAGGGAGCUUUAGUAAGUACAAUUAACAUUUACAUUUUAGUAGCAUAUAAUUGAUUGACUGAUUGAUCGGUCGGUCGAUUGGCUGAUUGAUUGAUAUGUUCUUUUUUGGAUAUGAAACUAAAACAGAAUAGUUUAAGACAUAUCUCUUAUUGAGAGACUAAUGGAGACAUUGUUCUCUCUCUCUGUGUCCUCUUCCUCCAGGGCCAGUCAGGUCCCCAGGGUCCUAUUGGUUAUCCUGGUCCUCGUGGCGUCAAGGUAUUGUGGUGGAGCUCACCAAGGUGACGUUCAGAAACAUCCUCAAGGUGGGACGUUGUGUUAGGUUGAUAACUGUGGUCUGUUUCCUGUCUGUCUACUAGGGUGCUGACGGUGUUCGUGGACUGAAGGGUGGAAAGGGAGAGAAGGUAAAGCUUCUCCUAAUCAUAAUUUGAUGCUUCAUAUCGCUGCCAUUGUGUGUAAGAAGUCCAUGUUGUGAUUACUAGUGAGUUAAACACAAAGUUCUGUCACAAUGUUCAGUCACAAAGUCCUUAUGCAGUCCAAAAUGUCCCCACUGCCCCAAUCUGUACUAUACUAAUCUCUUUCUAUAAAUACAUUAAUAAAAUUCAAAACCAAGAGCAUGACACAGAUCCAAUAUUAAUGUUGUUUUUACAUCAGUAACACCAUGGAUAUCAGUGGUAUUACUGAAUAAUUUAUGUUUAAUUUUUAUGUAAAUGUAUGUUAAAGUUUAAUGCAAUCCCAAAACCUUGAGGAAGGAAGGUAGUGUUUGUUCUGAAUAGAAAAUGAAUGCACCCCAUCCCAGAGGUGAGAGCUUGUUGUGAAACAUGCAUGGUUUCAAUGCUUUGGUUGCAGGGUAGACACACACACACACACACACACACACACACACACAUACACACACACUGCAUUAUGUAUUAGGAUGAGAAGAGACACAGACAGGUGACAGACUGCACACAGAGUCUCAGGGAGCUACAGAGAAAAAGAGACAGUGAGAGACAAAGAACACAGUGAAAGAAGAGAGAGACUGAGAAAGGUUUCCUUGUUCUCUUGUUAACUAUUUCAUGGCUUCCAUGAAUUGAUACAAUAAGAAUUUGAUUUAGGAUGAAACUUUUACAGCGUUUGCAGGGAGAUAACAAGUCUACCUUGUACAGCAGCCAAAUAUAGUCUAAAGAAGCCUUCACUAUACUUCAACAACAUGUAUUGUAUAGCAUCAUAUAUUCUCCACUUAAAUGUUUGAGUGACAGAUAUCUCUACUGUAUGUUUGCUCGUCCACAAUGUUUUUCUAAUGCAUAAGCUCCCUAUAGGACCAUUAUAAUAAAAGAGAAGUGUCUUGCGCUCCAAUUACCCUGACCCUGUAAAUAGUAUGCUUACUUACUUUAUAGUGUUUUUAUUAUUUCGUAUUUUUAUAUAUUGUGUGUGUUUUUGUUCUAUCUUGUUAUUUUUGUAUUACAUUGUUAUUGAUUACUACAUUGUUGGGGUUAGAGGUAGCAAGAAAGGCAUUUCACUGUACUUGUGCAUGUGACAUUAAAACUUGAAACUGAAAUUUGAAACAAUGCACAUGCAAUGUGAUUCUCCUCUUUGGCCACCAGAUGGCAGUAGUCUGCACUGCAUACAGAGAGACUGCACAGAUUAAGCAGAUGAGGUUCCCUAUUUUAUAGCCUGUGGAAAGAUAUAGGCCAUAUCCAUUUAGAUUUACUAUUUACGAUUAAAACAAAAAGUAUAAAAAAAUAAAUAUGUAUCCACAGAUACUCUGCUAUUGAAAUGAUUUUAAUUGAACCUGGGGACAAGAUCAUUAUUUUGCUCGUACAAGCUCAAGGCAUACUGAAUCCCACUGAUCUCUUACACAUGGUGAAAAACAAGACAGUCUAAGAUCCAUUCAAUUUCCUACAUAUCAACUUAACAAUGACCCCUGUUCAUAUUUUUCUCUCUUAUUUCAGGGUGAGGACGGUUUCCCUGGAUUCAAGGGAGACAUGGGUCUCAAAGGCGACAGGGUGAGUUGACGACUCAUACGUGUAGAUACCGAUUCACCCAUAAUUAUAUUUGUAUGGUACACUAUACACCAUAGACCACAGUAAUGGUACAAUACCUUACCUGUUGUGUGUUGGGUUUGUUCAGGGUGAGCUCGGUGUCCUUGGGCCCCGCGGUGAGGACGGACCUGAGGGUCCCAAGGGCCGAGCAGGGCCCAACGGAGAGUCUGGCCCCAUGGGUUCUGCUGGAGAGAAGGUAACGUCUUCAUUCACACCCCCUUUUUGUCUUGUAAGGUCAAUCUGUUGUUAGUAGCAUAUCCCCGAAGCCUGUGGAAAUACUUUAAUUUCAUUUGACCUAGUACAACUGUUUACCAACACAUUGUGCUCAUUCAAGUAUUAGUUUAUGUUGCCUCAGCAAGACUUUUCUGUUGUCUUCAGGGAAAACUGGGUGUUCCAGGAUUACCUGGCUACCCAGGAAGACAAGGUCCAAAGGUACGUAAACAAUCACCACGGUGAUGCCUGUGAGGACUUCUCUAUGUGGGGACAACUUCAAUGAACAACAUCCACCAAUAUCCAGCUCACUUCAGAACACAUGACCCACCACACGGUUAGGAAGGAGUAACCCGAUGUCAAACAGACUUGGUUGUUCACCGAAGAACAUCCAGGGACAUUUUACCAGAGCUGGUUCAUUGACAGAUAUGUCUUUCAAUAAGUACUAAUUUUCCAAGAUGGAGGUACUGUAGAUACUGCUUUCACUCAGGAUUCACAUUAGACAUAGAUACUAAGAAGCCAUGUUGUGUCCUCAGAGACCUAGACGAUGGGCAAUGUCCCUCUUGUAACCCUGAGACUUACAGUUAUGUACAGUUCAAACACAGAUAGAUAGAUUUUCUCAUCAGCAUCAUAACACGUCCCGUAACAGGAAAUACAUAUCCUACUUGUUAUUCCUUACCCAUCACAUCCAGCAAUCUGCUCUUUAGAAAUCCACUGGUAAUAUGGAUUAAAAGAUUACAAACAUUAUGCUGGAAGAUUAUGUGGCAUUCCGUGAGAUGUUAUCUAAUAGACUGUAGGGCUAAUUUAUGGCUGAGAGCUGCCAGAAGUUGGGUUUUUAUAAAGUGAACUGUUGAAGCACGGCCAUUGGGUUUAGAGGAAUGUCAGUUUUAUAGUGAGAGGUUCGUAGUCCAUCAAACUCUGAAUGUUUGGCCCCAUCUAUUUCCAUUUCAUUAUGUUGAGCUUCAGCUCACAUCAUGACUUUGUGAAAUCGGGCCUAGAAAACAGUAUAGCUACAGGUUUGAAAUGGGAGAGUAAACCAUUGUAUUGAUUUCAUGUUUGAAUGCUUUUAUGAACACCAGGACUGAAGUACACUGGGAAGAUGAUUUUGAAUCCCGCAUACACAACAAAACACCAUGAUUAGAAACCAGACUGUCUUCAUAUAAAGUGAUUGUCUGUUUUUUAACUCGUUGUUUACCCAAGUCAAUGGUUUUCUUUUGUUGUUGUUUGGUGUCUGUUCCAUGUUCCCACCCCUCUGAGCUGUUAAAUGACAUGUUUUCACAAAGGAUCUUUACAAAGUCAUCAUGAUUUUUGAAGUCUUUGCAAACAAAGGAAGUGUGUGUGUGUGCAUGAGUUCAUGUGUGUUUCUGUCACAUUAUCGUGUGAUAUUUCAUGUUCUCCAUAUGCACCGUGUUUCUAUCGUAUUAUUCUGAUAGUGAUGAGCUUGUAUUCUCUUCUCUGUGUCAUCUGUUUUCCCACGGCACAGUGCUGGGUACAGAGUCAAUGUAUGAUGGAGCUCUCUGUCUCUCACAUAAUAGUAGAGGUUGCUUAUUAACAUGGAUAUUCCUCUCCUUCCUGCCUUGUUGAUCCGCAGGGUUCCAGUGGCUUCCCGGGCUUCCCAGGGGCCAACGGAGAGAAAGGAGCCAGGGUAAGAUAGAUAGUCCCGUCCCUGUUUCUGAUUCUGUAUGGAACUCACACACACUGCAUCAUAACACUACACAAAGGACAUUGAUUCCCAUUACAAAAGCAUUUGUGUGAUGAGUUUGCAUAAAAUAUAACCUCCAAGAAUCAAUGUGGAAGAGAACAAAAAUAUGCUGAAACUAUUGUUUGUUCUCAAUGAUAUCCAUUCCCUUCCCAGCAUUGACUAGAAAGUCAUGCUCACCUAGAGGUUUUUAGCACAAACCUGGAGAGUAACUUUGAAAACAACUUACUGGGGAAGUUUAGGCAGGAUUGACCUUGAGUUGGUUUCUGUCUAAAUAAAUGUCUUCUUCUCUGUUCUUCAAAAGGGCGUGGCGGGCAAACCCGGUCCAAGGGGGCAAAGAGGUCCAACGGUACGUCCUCCUCCAAUUUACCACACAGCACUGAGAAUGAAUGAAUGAAUGAAAGAAUGGAUGGAUUAAUUAUUUAUUUAGUUAAUGAAUGAAUACAUGUGUAUUUGUGUGUCCUAACUCUUGUCACAUGUAUGAGACCUGCUAUACUGUACCGUACUGUAUAGCCUUACCUGAUCUUGUUCUGAGCUGUGUGUCUGUCCUCUCCUGUCUCUCAGGGUCCACGAGGGGGUCGGGGUGCUAGAGGUCCAACAGGCAAGCCAGGUCCUAAGGUAACUACCCUCUCCAUCUUUUUUGAUUGCAUAUUUUAUUUCACCUUUAUUUUAGCAGGGAGUCCAAUUGAGACCAAGGUCCCUUUUACUGCAAAUACACACUUUACAAAUACCACAUAAUAUAAAUAUACAAGAUUACAAAACAACACACUUAAGAAAAAACAAUCACAUUCCUCUGCAAAGAGGUCUCAAAGACAUGUCCCACUUGACAACUCAUAGAAAGACCAUACACCAUAGUGGUAAUGACAUUGGUAAUCCACCUAUAGCUGUGUAACUGCUAAUGCCUAUAUACUUGAUGUGUAAUCACUAUGUUGUCUGGGAGCAGUAGAAUAUCUGAUGCUGAUUUUCUGUCUGUUGUGUUUUGCAGGGCACAGCGGGCAAUGAUGGUCCACCUGGCCCGCCUGGCGAGAGAGUAAGUCCCAUCAGCCACUGCUUCCAAGGGGGAGGGGUUAUGGGCCGGGGUAUGGGGCUGACCCAUGGAUAAUGAAAUGUGAAAUGGCUUGGAAUAACAAGCAGUUAACCAGUUAAACCUACAACUGCCUGUCUGACAUAGUGGUGGGGUUUGAAUAAAGAGUGGGAGGCCUGACCUCGACUGGUGGUGAUUACCACUGGAAGAAAGGAAGCAUUUAAUGAUUAUUGAUCUCAUUACUAGGUGGUCACUGUUGGAGGCAAGGGCAAUCUGGGUAUUGGUCCAGCCAUGAUUUUUUUUGUGGUUUUGCUAUAGUUGUUCCAUGUCUCUGUCCCUCUCUCUAUGUAUCUAUAUAUCUGUCCCUCUCUCUAUGUAUCUAUAUAUCUGUCCCUCUCUCUAUUUGUCUAUAUAUCUGUCCCUCUCUCUAUGUAUCUAUAUAUUUGUCCCUCUCUCUAUUUGUCUAUAUAUCUGUCCCUCUCUCUAUGUAUCUAUAUAUUUGUCCCUCUCUCUAUUUGUCUAUAUAUCUAUCUCUCUCUCUAUUUGUCUAUAUAUCUGUCCCUCUCUCUAUUUAUCUAUAUAUCUGUCCCUCUCUCUAUUUAUCUAUAUAUCUGUCCCUCUCUCGCCACUCACAGCCAGCCAAACAGCCACACCCACCUGGCCACACCCAACCAUACACAGCUACACCCAACCAGCUAGACCCACCCAGCUACACACAACCAGCCACACCCAACCACACCAAGCCACGCCCCAGCCACUCUCGACCACACCCAACCACACCAAGCCACGCCCACUCAGCCACAUCAGGCAGCUGUAUAGUCUCUGAGGCUAGCAGAACUUCUGGUUGUCCAGGCAGAUUUUCUGCCACACUACAAUGGGAGUGUCUCAUUGCUGAAACUCAAAGACUGUCCUCACUCUUCCAUUGUCUGAUUACCGCUCGGUUUAUUCCAGGGACCUCAAGGACCCCAAGGCCCCGUCGGGUUCUCAGGACCAAAGGGCCCCCCUGUAAGUAUCCUCUCACCAGUGCCAUCAUCAUAUUUCUAAGGAAGCCCUUUCCUGCAGUCAAAUGACCAAGAGGCCUCAUGGGUGGAAUGUUAUUCAUAUUUUUCAUAAUUUCAUAAUUUCUACACUUAAAAAUAUAAAUAUACGUAGAAAACCUGGUGUUUCUACAGUAUGUCAAACAGUUUUGUUAUAUACCAGUCUUCUGUGAUGUAUAUAAAGUGUAAUAUUGGGAUGCAAACUCAAAAUGGAAUACAUUUCAACUCUAUAUCUGACAUGGUAAAGGUGUCUUAAGCCCAUAACCAUGUGUGUGAGGUGUAUACUUUUGCUUCAAAGUAGAUUUGUUUAAGACUACCAAGAAAUACUCUAUGUGACUCUGAUUUAGCCACUGGAGUAAUUAAAGGAAAGCAAUUUGGAAUGCAAUAGGGUGGGCUAUGUAUUGGCCGUAUCACUGAUUGGGUGUAGUAAUCAUUACUGUUAUAGAAGCAGAACCCUGUUUUUCAACAUCCUAUUGCCAGAAGACAAGAGUUAAUUUCCUCGUAUUGAUUUUUGUUUGAUUCAUAGUUUCGAUUUAACCUUUGCUGAUAGUUCUGUUUCCUCUUUGCAGGCCAUUACUGUGUAGGAAGGCCAGUGUCUUAUUAUAGUUUAAAAAGAGUUCCACUCUGAUAUAUGUCCAUGUAUCUGUCAUUGAACAAUAAAACAGAUUACUUUUGGUCAACCCACCACAAUUACUAUGAGAAUCUACCAUUAGAUGUGCACAAGGUUUCCCCCUCUUUCAUGUACUUGUCAUUGAUAGAGUCUACGUUCUCUGUGUCAUUCCUAGGGACCACCUGGAAAGGAUGGGCUGCCCGGCCACCCUGGUCAGCGAGGAGAGACGGUGAGUGUUCCAGACCACGCCCCUCGUUAGAGAUGUCACACACCUGGGCACACCGGGCCAGCGGGCUCGGACAGACACUUCCUGCCAGGUGUGGAAACAUAAGACUACCCCUGCUGUCUCGGGGUGGGAAACCCCCCGACUAGUCUCAUUUUUCACACCUGGAUGGAUUUGUCUCCUCAAGUCUGCAUGCUUUUAUAGCACCGAGAAGCCCGGGUAUUGGACAUCUCGCUCUUGUCUUAGACACACAGACAGGCCUUCUCCUCUGUUUUUCCUGAUGUAUUUAGUGAGAGAGAGAUUGAGAGAGUGAGAGAGAGUGAGAGAGAGAUUGACUUGAAUUGAAUAUCCCUGCUCUGGUUUUCUCUCUCUCUCUCUUUCUCUCUCUCUCUCUCUCUCUCUCUCUCUCUCUCUCUCUCUCUCUCUCUCUCUCUCUCUCUCUCUCUCUCUCUCUCUCUCUCUGUCUCUCUCUCUCUGUAUCUCUCUCUCUCGCUGUCUUUCUUUGUCUCUCUCUCUCUCGCGCACUCUGUCUCUUUCUUUCUCUCUGUACCUCUCUCUCUCUCUCUUUCUCUGUCUCUCUCUUUCUCUCUGUACCUCUCUCUCUCUCUCUCUGUCUCUCUCUGUCUCUCUGUCUCUCUCUGGGACUAGACUACCCCUGAGUCCCUGACACACACUCAGACACUAGCCUGUCUAAAUGUAGCCAGAGGGUCUAGUCUGUCUAUCUUCCCAGGUCGUUGAGGAAAACGACAGACAGCCUAUCUGAUCACUGCUCUGUGUUCCAGGCCUUAAAUGGAACACAGGAGAGGAAUUACCCUAGUGCAUUAAGCCUCAUCUCUCUGCAUAUCCCACCAUUUUUCUUUAGAGUUUAUUCAGCAAGUUUUGCAUUCAUCACCCGAUUAUCCUCACAGGGCACUAAAAGAUGCUAAAAGCUCCACGGAGCAGGGAGCAUCCCCAAUCGUUCAAGUUUUCUUCUCCAUUUGUUCCCCUCCUAAGUGACACAUUAGCUGGGGGACUGACCCCCCCUCUCUGGUUCAUCUUGAAAUGACAUCGAUAAGCCUCUUCAUUAAGAUGUUUAUGAUGCUGGAUUUAUUACCUGGUAAACAGGCUGGGGGAGCGGCCAAUAGCAGAAUUGAUCAUAGCAAUAAAAUGUUACAGGCCCUAGGCAGUGGGCAUAGAUCCAUCCACUCAGCAUAGCAGAGUCUGAGGAAGCAUUCAGUGCAUAUAAAGAUUUCACUCCCUGGCUUUCUAUCUCUUAUUCAGGCCAGGUUGUAAAAAAGCUGUCUGAAUCUUUUCCAAACAAUACCCAAUCAUUAAUCACUCUGCCACAAGAUAAUGAGUCCAUGAGAAAUCAUCAAACAUUUGACUUUUGAAUGCGCUACAGCUGAAAAGGUUUUGCACAUAAAAUAUCCUAACAAUAGCAUACCCCUGGCUAGACUACAACACGUUUCUAUUCCCAGAACAAGUGUAGCUACUCCAAUAGACGUUAAAAGUGACAUGACAUCAGCUAUCUGUGAUUCUUUGCUGCAUUUUUGUGUGGCGUAGUCAAUGUAUCUCCCUUGAGUCCCUUCCUCCCUUUUAUGUUUGAUGUCUGUAUGUUGUUUCAUGUAGCUCUAUGGUCAUUGAAUAUGCUUUUACGGUGUCCACUCAGUCCGUCUAUGAUGUCUGGAGUUGGCAUCAUAGGCAUGAAUGCAACAACAGAUGCAUUCGUGUAGAACAUGCUUCAUUCGAGGGAAAUCAAUGAAGUUUUUCACACCGGCUAUGAUCUAAACGGAAACAAACAGACAGCUGAUGGAUUUCACACCUGAUUCCAUCACUAUGCUUGAUGUUUGACCAAUUAGCAUCAAUUCUACUUCAGAUAUUGAGAUCAUAGUUUAAGAUCUACAAUCCUUAAGACGAUAUCUCAUUUUUGGAGACUCAGAUUAAAACCUUACUAUAACAGGGAGUUGUUGAUGUCCUUGUUAUUGUCCUAUAUCUUUAGAAUAAUACUUUCUUAGCCGGUUUCCUAGACACAGAUUUAGCCUAGUUCUGGACUAAUAAACAUGCUCAAUGGAGAAUCUCUAUUGAAAUACCUUUUUAGUCCAGGAAUAUGUUUAUUUUGUGUAACUGGUUCCUGGUGUCUGUGUUUAGUCUGCUUUAUUCUCUUCUGCCACGCUAACCUUGUUAUUGCAGCAAUGAUCAUCACCUUUGACCUUUGACCUUGUGGUCAUGUGAUACUUCAUCUUGCCACUUGGUGGUGAGGUGGUAAGUAAGUAAGUGGAAUAAAUGUCUAUGAUAAAUAUCUACUACUAAAUGUAGCAUUUAUUUACAUGGGCAUCUAAAGUUACUUCCUAAACAUGAGAACAUGGAAAUAAACAAAUACAAAACAAUAAACAAAUAAAUGGAGCAUAACAUAAACUAUAUAAUUGUAUAUUUCCAUAAUUCAUGUGUUUUCAUGUACCAUGCACACAGUAAUGAACCAGUAGGGUGCAACCAUAGAGUGCCUCUUCUUUAGGAUCCAUUACAAAGAGACAUGGUGCGUUCAAGACAAUUCGGAACUCGGAAAUCUCGGACCUCCGACUUCAAGACAACUCGGACCUCCGACUUCUGUGCGUUCAAGACAACUGGGAAUGAGCUCCGACUGGGAGAAAUCUUAAACGGUCAUCCGACUCGAAUUUACAAGUCGGAAACUCGGGCAUCAUCCUAGAGCUCCGACUUCUUCGACCUGAUGAUCACUGACGUCACUGUCUUGAACACAACGUCAUCAUCCACUAACACUUGUCAACAUAGUACAUUCAGUGGUUGUCUUGUCCAUUGGGAUACUGACAACACUGACUCCACUAUGUCCAUAGACUCAAAUCAUAAUUUGUGGAAGGAUGACAUCAAUAGCAAGAUUGGAAGACGUUAUUACGUUGAUUGAGAGCUAGUUGUUUUGGAAGAGUUUUCAAUGUCAUUGAUAUGUUGUUCUUGUCCACAGGGAUUCCAAGGAAAGACAGGUCCACCCGGCCCAGGGGGUGUUGUUGGUCCUCAGGUAAGGAACCAUCAUGGAACUAAAUAUAUGAAUAACUUUUCCAGGUGUUCAAACCAUAGAGAUCUUAUGUUAUGGUAGAGUUUGUCUCAUGCCUCUACCCAUGAUGCCCACGAUAUAUUUUUCUUCUUCACUUCCUAACAGGGUCCCACAGGAGAGACCGGUCCCAUCGGUGAGAGAGGCCACCCUGGACCCCCAGGUCCACCCGGAGAGCAGGGUCUUCCUGGCUCUGCUGGCAAAGAGGGAGCCAAGGUAAGCGCCCCUAAAGACCCACCUCACUGGAGUAAACUCAUAACUCGACAGCCCAACACUUCUUAACUAUAGGGCUCUGACCAACACAUAUUAAACCUGUUUUCCUGGACAGAUUAUACCUAUUCCUGGACUAAAACAUGCUCAAUGAAGGAUCUCCACUGAACUCAUUGUUUUUGUCCAGGAUGUGUAUGGGAAAGUACUGUUUUGACCGGCACCUGGUGAAGUUAGCAGAGGGUGGUGGAGGGGUUGAAUUCCAAUGCAUCCCAAUGAGCAAUAUAGUGUCCAUUAAGGAGGAGGGAUGGGCUUAUUCAAAACAGAGCCUUAACUCCCAGGGUACAUCCCAAAUGGCACCCUUUUCCCUAUGUACUGUGUACUACUUUUGACCAGGGCUUUGGGAAAAACUAGUGCACUAUAAAGGGAAUAGGAUGCCAUUUGGAACCUACUCCCAGACAGUCCCAAGGCCACCCAGCCAGCCCCUCUGUUUCCUUCUUUCAUUUAACCUCCUCCCUGGAAGGAGACAGUUUAAUCAACUCCAUCGGCUAACUCCAACCCUCCUGCCACUCAGGCUCUAUAGCUUCCCAUCACCACCAGGUCCUACGCAUCAGUAAUACUGCUGGGACACUCCAGAGGGAGGGAGGGAGGGAGGGAGGGAGGGAGGGAGGGAGAGGGCUAGGCAGAGGAGGUCAAAUCCUCUUAAAAACCUUAGCGAGCCAAUGAGCGCAAAAGGAGAGAAGAGAGGAGAGAGAGGAGAAGAGAGAGAGAGAGAGAGAGCGAGGGAGGGAGAGAGAAGAGAGAGAGAGAGCAUAGAGAGAGGAGAGAGAGAGAGCGAGAAGAGAGAGAAAGCAGAGAGAGGAGAGAGAGAGAGUGGAAAGAGCUGACAUCGUCAUCAUCGAUCUCUCUCUUAUCUCUCUCCCUCUCUCUCUCUCUCUCUCUCUCUCUCUCUCUCUCUCUCUCUCUCUCUCUCUCUCUCUCUCUCUCUCUCUCCCAGCUAGCAGAAAUACCAACUUCAGACCAACAAUACAAAAACAGUCCAAAAAACUAGACCACUGCCCAUCAUGCUACUACUCAUUUAUGAUGUCUCAUAGUAAUUGCUCUGAGUCGUCUGUCAUGGGGAUAGCAGAGGGGACUUAUAAUUGUAACCCAUGGACACAGCCCAGCAUCCUGAUACGACUGCUGCUGUUGUUGGCUGCUUUUGUUUUUGUUUUUGUUUACAGUCUCUCAGCUUGUUGUCCUCUAGGGCUGCAUUAUUAUAGAGCUUGGCUAAUUGUUUUCUAUCCGUUUUGCAUUUGAAAUGAUGCAGAAUGGGGCAACCAUUAUUCAGGAAACCUGAGCUUUAUGAUGUUCAUAGCGUAGAUCAUUAUCAGAAUAAGAAAACGGUGCUGUGAUAUAUUUGAUGCUGUGAGAACUAAUGCAUCAGCUCAAAAUGAAUACUUAAAACAACGUUUGAAGUACGGUAAUGAUGGCAUCCAGAAAAUUCCUUCUGUCAUCAUGAUGUCAAAGGGAAACCAUCAGAAUACAAAGUUUAGUUUUAGUUUUACUCUUCUUUCACCAGAUAAUAUUAGCUAUAGCAUGGAAGUGAAAUGAACAGGGUAGAAGGGAGAUUAAAAGAUGGAAAAAGAGGGUAGCAUGUAACAUGGUGCAGCUGGAUACCUCUCACUCUGUCCUCUGCUGUGUAUUGUUGUGAAUUGUUAGAUACUACUGCACUGUUGGAGCUAGGAACACAAGCAUUUCGCUACACCCGCAAUAACAUCUGCUAAAUAUGUGUAUGUGACAAAUACACUUUGAUUUGAUUUGAUUUGUGUGUCUGUAGGGAGACCCUGGUCCCCAAGGAGCCUCUGGUAAAGAUGGUCCUGCUGGUCUAAGAGGAUUCCCAGGAGAGAGAGGUCUUCCCGGCGCGUCGGUAAGAAACACCUCACCUGCAACUCGCCUCCAUCCGUUACAGGUUCCCCCUAUAUUCACUGACAGAGACUGACAGACCACCCCCCUCCACCCACCACCCCUGACAAAUGAACCAGCGCCUAUACAGAGGUAUUCGUCUCAUUAGAAACAUAGAGGGGGACGUCACCCAACCACCACUGCAGGGAAACUCAAAGAGACGUGUUACAAAUGAACAGAUAUACAUCCCCCUGAAUAGGCUUCACACCAACAGACCACUCAGUUUUAACCUCUGCUAAAGUAGCAGCAGAGAAUUGUAGUUUAAUAUAGCUCUGGGUCACUUUACAAAACCCCUGAUUCAACCCAAAGACUCUGACUGUGUCCCAAAUGGCACCCUUUCCCUAUGGGCCCUAGUUAAAAGUAGUGCACUAAAUAGGGAAUAAGGUGUCAUUUAGGAUGCACCCAGCCUCUGGGACCGUUUUUUUUUCCGCAACCACUUUUGGGGGGAAAGUUAGUUGUUUUGUUGUAUGAAUUAUUUACUAAAUGAAUUAUUAAAGGAGGAGUGUUAGCGAUUAGGCUGGGGGAAUGAAAGGCGGUAUAGGGCCAUUGUUCCAGACUAAGUCAAGGUCAGUCUCAGCAGGCAAGCAGCUACCCCUGAUUGUUUUCUAGUGGUGUAAUUUACUCUCUCACUGCAACACCCCAAGACUCAUUACUAAUACCACCAUGUGUGCUGCAGGACGGUUAGGGAGCCAGUCACACACACACACACACUGGAGUGUACACACGCACACACAAACACACACAGAUGUUUAUUUCACCAGUUAUUUUGAUGAGAAAGUGCAUGAGGGGGAAAUAUGGCCUAAUAAAUACCUGUCCUGGGUAGUGGAGAAAAAAACCCUGCCACAACAAACACCCACCUUUUCUCCCAUUAAGAUCAGUGGUGACUGACUCCCCAAGGUGUCACUUCACAGUUUCCCUUCAAUGUCUGUCUGGGACAGGAGUUAUACCACUCAAUACUGACAGACUGACUGACUUAUGGGGACAUCAAACACAGUCUUUCAGGCUGUGUGUUUCUUUUGACAUAUCACUCUAACCAUCCAUCUCUCUUCUACUCAUUCCUUCCAGGGUCCAGCUGGUUUGAAGGGAGGAGAAGGACCUCAGGGUCCCUCUGGCCCCGUGGUAAGUAUCUCCCUGUCACCUACCAUCACCUACCUGCCUGUCUGUUGUUAAUGUGAAGGGGAUGUUUCACCAGGUUUCAGGGAGUCUUUAGAUAUCAGGGUUAUUGGGGGGAUAUUUCCCUACCACUGUCAAUGAUAGAACUGCAACACAGUGCAUUAGCCUAGCUGUUCUUACCAUGUUGUUUUGGUUAUAUCGGAGGUAGAUAUUAGUCUAGGAUCAAUAUUCAGCUUUUCUAUAAUGCAGUGUUCUAUGGGAUCCUGCAAUAAUGACUCCCAACACUAGAUGGCAGUUUGAUUCCUUUGAAGAACAGACAGACAGGAUCCCACCAAUUUCCAAUGAUAACUUUGGGGGUUCUGAUUUUGUUAUUGCUUUCUCUUGACGUCUCGACAUAGGUGCCUGGUUGGUUUAAGGUGACAGACUCAAAGUUGGAGUGUCUUCAAAACUUUUUAGGACAAAAAUGUCAAUCUUCAGAUUUCUCUCUCUAGAAUGCUAGAUGAGGAUUGUCCCAGUGUAAUUGCUCUUUAAAUGACUUGACAGUGGGCUGAAAGUGUAGACAGGACAUGUGAAGUGUCUGAAUUUGGCAUUGUGAGAAAAACAUGAUUUGCAUACAAAUAUGAACUUAAUUCAAUAUAACAUAUUUCUAUAUUGCAAUGAUUCCAAUGCAUAGCCUUCUUUUGGAAGCAAGUGUUUGUAUGACUUUGCAAUCUCUUAGCGCCACACAUCAGCUAGAAAUUCAUCACGUGAGUGGUCAUGCGGGAAGUAGAAUUGAGAUUGUGGUUGUUUGCUGCCAGCCCGUCUGCAAUCCAAUCCAAUCCGCUCUACUCUGCUCCCGGCCUGUGAGGUGAAUGGGAGCGUGUAGCGAGUAGCCUAGCGUGUCCAUUCCAUACUGACUCAUCACGCUGUCUGACCACCCAGACACCACAUGCCAUGUGUCACGAUUGAGAGUAGACCUCACAACUUGCCACUGCCAGACACACAUGGGGUGUGUCCUAACACUCUACAACACCUCCAUUGACGCCACCGCUGAGCUAGACAGCCAGUCAGAUAGGAUGUGUCCCAAUAAUCUUAAAUACCUCCAUCUCCGUGCCAACCUGCCACCACCGCCACUGAGCUACACACAGCCAGUCAGAUAGGAUGUGUCCCAAUAAUCUUAAAUACCUCCAUCUCCGUGCCAACCUGCCACCACCGCCACUGAGCUACACACAGCCAGUCAGACAGGAUGUGUCCCAACACUCUACAACACAUCCCUCUCCUUCCCAACCUGCCACUGUAGUGCCACCACUGAGCUACACAGGAUGUGCCCUAACUCUCUACAGCAGUCUACAGCUCUCUCCUUGCUUCCUUCCCUUCAUUACCUGAUUUGAGAGGACAUUGAAGGUAUCAGCAAUCUAGUGGAUGCACAGGCUAUCUAUACUUCUCCCCUUUUAAUAAUUAACUGAGGAAAGGAGACAUGAAAAACAAGGUAUUUAAGGGUAUAGGGACACACCCCAAGUCAUUAGUGUUGUUGGGACACAACCCUAUCCAUUAACACUAGCUGAGCUCCAGACGACACCAACAGCCUCCCUCCCUGUAGAAAUAGUAGGUUUAUAUGUGCCAGGCAGAGGCAGCAUGUGAAGAGAAGAGCCCUGAAGACCUCUGGAGUCAGUCCCACAUUCAGUAGUCAGAUCACUCCUCUGGGCUAGAUUAAGACUGCCUGCAAGCCUGCUCCCUCGCUCCCUCCCUCCCUCCCUCCCUGCCCUCCCUCCCUCCCUCCCUCCCUCCCUCCCUCCCUCCCCUCCCUCCCUCCCUCCCUCCCUCCCUCCCUCCUCCCUUUCUCAUCUAUGAUAAUGUCUCCUGUCUGAGACCUGCUGCUCUGUUCUGCUCCGAGAGGAGAGGCUAGCUAAUGGUAAUGGUUCCAGAACAAGAAGAGCGAUGGCUAUAAGUGGCUAACAGCGAACCCCCCCCCCCCUCCUGAAAUAACCUGGGUUAUGUUGUUGUUUUUGCUUUCGAGGAGUAUCUCUUGUGUUUUAUACUGAAUGGAAAAUAGAGUACUUCUGAGAAGAAAGUGUAUAUUUUCCAAGAAGUAGAACCCAUUAACGGUGGAACACAGUGUAGUUGUUAGACACAUCUUCCUAAUGGAGAAUCCUGUGAUUCAUUCUUGCUUUAUAAUGUAGAUAUAUUAUACAUGAUUUCAUCCCCACAUGAACUCUGAACUCUGAAUGAGCAUCUUCCCUUGAUCUUGAUCUUUAGUGUGUUCAACCCCUUUCUCUCCAUCUCUCUCACUCCCUCUAUUUCUCUCCCUCUUCCCCUCCAUCGCAGGGCUCCCCUGGUGAGAGAGGUGCUGCUGGAUCUGCUGGCCCCAUCGGUUUAUCUGGUAGAACUGGCCCUCAGGGGCCCCCAGGACCUGCUGGAGAGAAGGGAGGGCCUGGUGAGAAAGGUCCCCAAGGACCAGCUGGUCGGGACGGAGUCCAAGGUCCAGUGGGUCUGCCUGGCCCCGCCGGACCUCAAGGUCCACCCGGAGAGGACGGUGACAAGGUUAGUACCCUACCCUUCCCAUCUGGUUUAGUCCAGACCAGGCCCAGGACCUCUUUCGCUCUCUCUCGCUCUCUCGCUCUCUCUCUCUCAUUCACUCUCUCUCUACUUUUUCUAUCUACUCUCUCUCUCUCUCUCUCUCUCUCUCUCUCUCGCCCUCCCUUUCUCUGACUCUCUUUACUGUAAAUCUGGGCCACAUUUUUUGAGUAAAACAGAUCGCUUAUCAAUCUUCAUCAGCGGUUACACAUGAAUCAAACACGGACCAUCUGCACUGUAAAUACGUCUCUACUCUCUCUGUCUCUCUACUUUCUCUCUGUUUAUCUGUCUCUAUACUCUAUCUACUCUCUCUCUCUCUCUCUCUCUCUCUCUCUCUCUCUCUCUCUCUCUCUCUCUCUCUCUCUCUCUCUCUCUCUCUCUCUCUCUCCUUCUCUCUCUGUCUUUGUCUGCAUAUCCAUCAUCAUAACCAAUCGUCAAACUAAAUGUAAUUAGAAGAGAUAUAAAAGUGAAAAACUGUGGCUGUUUUAUCUCCAGCUAUAAUUUCUUCCCAGAAGGUUACGAUCCAGCCAAUCUAUUGAGCUGCCAAACAUAUGUCACAGUAGAGCUUUAAAUGGACUUGUCCACUAAUCUCCAACACCAUCUAUCACUUGUAUUUAAAAUCGCAUGUAUCCUAUCUACACACAAGUUGAAUCCAAAUUUCAACUGAUUUCUGCGUCUUUGCUCUAGUGAUUUUCACUGCAGGUAAUGAACUAAUUUGCCAAUGCUCUGACAGUUUGUUUCUAAAUGUUAAAAUGUUCUGUACGAGGUUGGCAUUUUAAAGUAGAUGUUAUUGUAGAAAUGUCAGGUACAAGUGACAUGUGUGUCCUCCUGUGUGAUGUGUGUGUCCUAUGUGUGUGUAUCCUGUAUGUGAUAUGUGUGUCCUGUGUGUGAUGUGUGUCCUGUGUGUCCCAGGGAGAGGUUGGAGAGCCAGGUCAGAAGGGAAGCAAAGCAGACAAGGGUGAACAGGGUCCUCCUGGUCCAGCUGGUCUCCAAGGUCCCAUCGGUGCUCCUGGACCUGCAGUGAGUAUCUCUGUCUCUGUCCAGCCUUGGACCCACCUUAGCCCCCAUUUGGGAGACACUCAGCUAUACAUGCUAUCCUCAUUCAAAUUCCUUUGCAGUCGGGUUAGCUGUGCUGUUAGCUACAUGCAUUCAGUGUGUUUCUAUACUACUGUGCUGUUAGCUACAUACAUCCAGUGUAUUGCUGUACUGUGCUGUUAGCUACAUGCUGUACAUCCAGUGUAUUGCUUUGCCAGUAGCUCCAUCAGUGUGUUAACAUGGUUACUGUGUCCUCAGGGAGGUGAUGGAGAGCCCGGUCCCAGAGGUCAGCAAGGGAUGUUCGGACAGAAGGGAGAUGAAGGAUCCAGAGGUUUCCCCGGGCCCCCUGGUCCCAUUGGUCUGCAGGUGGGUGGGGAACCCCAAACUCACCCUGAAACACUAGCAUCACCUGUACUCCAGGGAAAAACAUUCACGCACAAACACAUAUUGUAUAGGUUUUGCAAUAAGUAACCCCCUCACACACACACACACACACACACAUACUUAACCAUGGAUCCCACUGGUAUUGAUGCAAACUAUUUGAUGCAUCCAUUCUCUCUGUGAGUCUUAGGUUGGGUUUGUAAAUUCAUUCUGGAGUGUCAGAGUGUGCUCUGGGUCGUUCGUAAAUUCAGAACAUUGUCAGAUUGUCCGUUCGUAAAUUCAGAGUGUUUCGCCCUCAGAGCGUUCAGAGCGCACAUUGGACACUCUGGCUAAUGAGUAGGGUUGAUCCGAGCGCUCUGACCUCACAAAACAUUUAAAUACAAAAGGAUUUCUAUUUGGUCUUGAAUGGUGGUAUUUUAAUACAGGUUGAUAAAAGGGUCCGUUUCCAACAAAUGGGACUGUGGGUUAGCACAGAUGUCAGAAGACAAUGCACUGUCUUCUGACCCACAGUCCUUUUGUAAUGAAAUGCCAAAGGUUAAUGAUCAGUUUUGUAUAGUUUGGUUUAGUUUCCCCGCUCUAGAUGUUUCAGUAACUAAAGAGCAUAGAGAUGAUUCCUAUUGUUUUACAUUAUGUACAAUUUGAAAAAAUAUAUACUAAGUUAGUUUGUGUUAAAUGUAAAGGUAAUGUGGUUGAUGUGUAUAGUAAAGCAGUGAUAUGGUUAGGUGUUCUCCUGAGUUUCUAUCUACCUCAUCAAUGUAAGGGAAGCAUCAAUGUAAGGGAAGCAUCAACGUAAGGGAAGCAUCAACGUAAGGGAAGCAUCAACGUAAGGGAAGCAUCAACGUAAGGGAUUCAUCAACGUAAGGGAAUCAUCAAUGUAAGGGAAUCAUCAACAUAAUGGAAUCAUCAAUGUAAGGGAAACAUCAACUUAAGGGAAUCAUCAACGUAAGGGAGUCCCGUGGUACAGUACAGUGACUGUCUUUAUGAGCAAAAUGAAUUAGCUGUUCAUUAAACCCGGGUCAUUGUCUUGAUGGAAUUAUAUAGACUAUGCCCGCUAGUCUCAAGUUGCAAUCUUCCCGGCUAUUCAAUUCAAUUAACUUUUAAUUGAGCGUAAUUCACUUCCAUGGCUAUUUCAUUAAUUGUGUGGACUGACCUCUUCCAAUAGACAGUAGGCCAUUGGACACACUCUCCUCUCUCCACUCUGUGGUGCAUAAUUAGUGUUCCUGUUAACGAUCUCUGACUCAGGAGACCUCCGUUCUGAUGAGAUUUCUACUCCAGGGAGACAAAUCAGCAUGCAGAGACACACACACUCACGGACUUGCACAUGCACGGACACAUACACACUGACAUGCGCAUGGACACAUUUACACACACGGACACACAGAUGCAUGCUCAAACACACACACACACACACAUACACGUACACAAACAGUCUGUCUCAGCCUCAGCUUCCUCCCUACGGCAUAGGUAUUUGAGGAAGAUAGGUUGUUGUAACAGAGAGUAAAUAGCAGAUAAAAUGAGAUCUUUGUCCUCGCUCGUCAUGGUGACGACAGAGACACACUGCCUUUGAAUAGUGGAGGAGCUUGAAUCGGGAAUGACCAAAGCAAUUAAGGUUGAAAUGUCAGGGAUCAAACAUACAUAUGACGCCUCAACCACAUAGUCCAAUUAACAUGCAGGGAAAUUAACGAGGGGUCCAUGUCUGGGUUUUUGGUUAGGAACACAUUACCUCCAUUUUGCCAUAGAGAAAUACUUGACAUUCAAUGUUGUCUUAAUCUUGUUGCCUUAUUUAGUUUCCCAUAAACUCACUAUUGGUCACAUAGACACACAGUGUGAAGACAGUAAUUUCUCCUUUAUGGCAGUUUGUGUCUGUCACCAUGAACAAAUGUCUCCCUGGUGUCCCUUUGUGACAGAGAGAGGGUCACAACUUUAGCUGUAGAAUUAGAGAACUGAGAGAUUGGACAUCAUGUUUAAUUAGUGAUUAAUUAAUUAAGACACUGAAUGGCAUCUGGUUUCUAUCACUCCCUUGCUGUGGAAACUGACAGAGCGAUGGGCUCUGCUAACUGUGUGUUCACAGUAUACCGUUUACCUCAGUGGUGCACUAAAAGCUACAAUACAGCCAUCACCAAUACAUUACUGUCCAAUUAAUCAUCAUAAACCAUAAAUCUGGUAGAAUUUUAAAAGUGCAUCAAUUGCUAAAACUAUUCUUAAAGGUUUUGCUUAGUUUUUCAAUUACACAUGCAUGUUUCCUCAAGCUAAACCAGAAUAAUUCAAAGUGUGCUUGUUUGUUUCUGUCUGCCCUCAGGGUCUUCCUGGACCUCCAGGCGAGAAGGGUGAGAACGGCGAUGUCGGUCCGAUGGUGAGCAGAUAAUCAUAAUUAAAACAAUUUGUAUCACUUUCCAAAUAAAUCGUUUUCUAUGUAUUUGUAUCUUUUAUCGAAAUGAGAAAUAAGUUUUGCUCUUGAGCUCACUUCCUGUUUUGACCCUGUCACUUCGUGUUGUCUCUUUCCAGGGUCCCCCCGGUCCACCUGGUCCCAGAGGUCCUCAGGGUCCUAGUGGAGCUGAUGUACGUACCACACAUCAAUCUUUUAUCUCCAAUAACUCAUCGUCACAUUACCAAAUGUCACCCAGACAGAGGCAUAAUGUGAAAUACUGUACUAUGACUCCACCAGCUCUAACUACCAGUUAUGAUAACAGGGAGAAUCUGUCUCUCCUGAGGUAAUGAAUGCUGACUCCUCUCUCUUCUUCUCUGUUUCCUGUCAGGGUGCACAAGGUCCUCCCGGUGGUGUGGGUGCCAUGGGAGGCGUGGGUGAAAAGGUGAGAGCGUGCGCCCAUCACAAGACAGCCCCUGGCCCUUAUUUGGGAGUCCGGAGUCUGUGUCCUGCCAACGUCCCUCCACCUACCCCUUCCUUCCUCUCUCCCCAGUCCAGAGAUGUUAUCUCCAGGACUCCAUUAAUUCCCUAUGGCAGCCUUUGUCUGAGUUAGUGCUCUGACACUAUUAAUGCCUAUUUUACAACAGUUCCAACACCACUCCUCCAUUUUAGUGCCAUCUGGCAGCCGGCCCCCACCAUCAAUACUUAAUGCAACGGAAUGACGACUCCAGAAUAUGAAACAUAUCCAUGGAAGGUUACCAUCACUUUGAGAGAGCACUCUGACUAGCCUUAAUGCCAUCACACCUAUGCUAAUGGAUCUCAGGAGUUCAACAGAAUGACACUUAGCAUCAACCACUACAAAUGAUAUUUGUUAUGCACCAUGUUUGAGAGCCCUGUGGUUUGACAACCACCGUAUUUUGAGAACAUGAUAAUGUAAUCAUUAAUGUCUAUUAAUGUAUAUCAUGAGAGAGAUUCUAAAACAUAAUGACACUCAGCACCCACUAUGACAUUUAUUGUUAGCCUACUCAUAGGGUUUUAGAGCCUAUGAGCCUGUUUUGACAACAGUAUAAUGUCAUCUAGAUUCAAGUGGAUAAUGUAAUCUAGUAGAUAAUGUAUUCAUAAGGGUGUCUAUCUUGGCAGAGAUUCUAACAUGGUGUUUUCAUUUACAGGGUGAAAACGGUGAAGCUGGCAACCCAGGAACCCCUGGAGAGCCCGGAACUGGAGUAAGUCUCUGUCUCAGUGUGUCUGUGUGUCUGCGUCUACAUUCAUAUAAUUAUCCAUCAUCCAAGGCAUCCUGUGUUUAUGUAUUUCCCUAUUACCAGGACAAUGAUUAUUAUUAUGUAUUAGUUCAUAACACCCCACAUAAACACACAGUGUACUGUCCCACAACACGUAGACAUGCAAAGUCCUUUUAGUGAUGUGAGUGGUAGUAAUUGCUGGUCCUGUGUUGCUGCUGAUGGGCCAGUGUCACAGCGUGGUUCUCAGUGUGUUGCUGGCCAACGCUCCAUGGUAACACAGCCCUGCCAAGCUGAAUCACUUCCCAGACUCUUAACAGAUUAUUACUGCAGCCAUAUGAACACAGCAGUCUCAGCUCUGAAACAAUGGCUACUAGUACCUUACUCCAGGACUCCACUUAGCUACUAAACAUUUCAAUAUCACAACCACUGACGGUCUGAAAAUAAAGUACACAACUUCUACCUUUUAAGAUGGCUGUUUAACUGAGGUAGUUUAGUUCCAAUGGAAUCCUCUGUACAUUCCGGAACCAUGACCAAAAUCAUUCCGGAAUGUUAUCAUAGAGGUGUUUUGGUUGACACCUACCUAACCCUGUGAGGUAGUUGUAAAGAUUUGAUAGGUAAUUGCUACAGAGUUAAUCCAUCAUAGUGUAUUGAUGGGUUGUCAUCUCCAUUUAUCAUUAGCAUGAUGUGAGCACAACAACAGAAUGAAAAGAUGGUCAGUCUGGAAUAGCAGGGGAGAGGAGAACUCUGAGUAGCAUGGAUAAUAACCAGAACUAAUGCAGAAAAUGGCCCUCGAUAAAGGUUUUGCUGUAGAGCUUUUGAAAUGUUCUCAUGAAAAGAAACAAGAUAUUAAUCACUAUUUUCCUUAUAAUAAUUUUUAUUGCAGUUUCUGAAUUCCGUGAAAUAUGCUGGUACUCUGUAGUAACACAUCAUGCUUAAAUAGGGGCUUAAAUAGCUCAGGUGUCAGUAAGCAUCACCUUGAGCAUCAAGAGAUACCUUACUCAGUACAUAUAAACAACAUGACCAGUACAACUACCACCUCUGCUCCACAGAGUGACGGCAAUAUGUGAAAUAUAAGUGAAAUAUAACGCCUAACUGUGGCGUAACCACUUACCUACCUCCAUUUCUAACAAUACACACUACUGCUGCUCAGUAUCCAGUAUCCCCCUGAGUAUUGAUGGUAUCUGUUGUUCUCAACAGGGACCUAAAGGAGAGAGAGGAGACAAGGGAGAGGCAGGACCACCUGGAGCUGCCGGACCCGCAGGCGCCAAAGGACCCCCUGGAGAUGAUGGCCCCAAAGGCAACCCUGUAAGCUUCAGUCUCUACCCUCAUAAGAGAUCUGGUCUCAGUGAUAGAACCACAGACGUUUAUAUGAGAUACUUUGGAGAUGUGAAUUAAAAGAAAUUGCCUUGAUUGCUUCUGGGCGGUUUAUUUAAUUUUAGGCCACGUUCUAAGAGCUAAAAAGCCCUUUUAUUAGGACAGAUUGUCUUUUUUUUCUUUCUGAAUGUGGUAUUGAACUGUGGUGAGUGCUUUGCUGACAUUACUGUCUGUAGCAUCAGGGAGCCAAGGUUACACAAAGUGCCUUUGACAGUUGAUAUGGUCUAUUGAAAAAGCUCCACCUCUCAUCAUCAGAUUAAUGACAACCAUUAGAAACAAACCAGAUGGUGUAGGUCUUGGCCACUUAUGUUGAAGAUUGUAGUAUUUUGUAUAUUAUAGAUAAUAUUAUACUGGUGUUGUAUUUGUUCUCCUGACUCUCCUUCACCUUCCAGGGGCCGGUUGGUUUCCCUGGAGACCCUGGUCCACCCGGUGAAGCUGGUGUUGCUGUAAGUAUCACACUUUUGAUGAAUGCCUUAUUAUAUCAUUAUACAACUAAUUCAACUGUAAAGAUCCCACUAUUACCAUUACCUUCAGCGUCAGUCUUCAUCGUUGUUGUAAUGCCAGUUCAAGCGUGUACUGUAUGUGGAAAGUGAAUCCAAGUGCUACCAGUACUGGUAAUCUGUAGUGGAAUUAGAUCAUGGUGAUCCAGCUCACAUGUUCAUAUCUCUUCUCCCUAGGGAACUGAUGGCUUUGCGGGAGAGAAAGGAGAGGAUGGUGAAUCUGGUCAGCCUGUAAGUCCAUAUGUCAUAAAUAUCAUUAACACAACAACAAGGGGACUGAAAACUCUGCAUGACUAUAUAGCUCUGGUUUACAGUAUGCAGCAUGAUAGCGGGCGACUGUAUGAGCGCAUUACCAUCACCAUUUACUAUUAGUCUGUCCUAAUGGUCUAUACAAAUAGCCUAGCCUAUCCCAUUUAGCAUAACCGCUAAAGUCCCUUGUGUGCUUGGCCUGUAGUACAUUCCCAUAAACUUUUAUUUGUGAAUAAGUACCUGCAAUAGUGAACAUUGAAACAUAUAAUUUACUUCUUAAGGUCUAGUACAGUAUAUGAGUCUGUUUAUACAUUUUAUAGAUUUUAAUUAGAAAUAUGAACAACAAAUCAGAUGAUUCAAGCCUUUGUGAGGGUGUGUGAAUUACGAUACUUAUUAACAUUAAUGGAUGUAAAUGGUAUUUGCAAGUGCCAGGAAAAUAAAAGGAAACUUUAAUUGACUCUUUAAAUGCAAUAGGAAUGAGGUCAUGUUUGUGUAUGUGUGUGAGUUGGCUCAGAGUAAGGUGUUAUGUAAAGUGUCAUUUGAAGUUAAAGUAUAAUAAAGUUUUUUCAUGGCUCAGUGACGUUUGACUUUGAAAGGGAGAACAUGCAUUUCCCAUUCUCUGAUUAACAGUGUAGAGUUUCAAUAUAAACCACAUCACACAGUUGAAUAAUUCUGUAAAUUCCUAGCCACUCAAAGUUGUAUUCUCCACUUUCUCAUUAUUUGUACGUCAAAUAUUUGGUUAUGCAAACCUAAAUGUGCUAUGAUUGCUUCCAAUUAACUGAGAUAAUUGGGUGAAGCAGGUUCUGAAAACAGACGUGAUAUUUCAGACUACAGUGUGUGACUACAGAAAUAGAUAUCAGUUUGUCUAAUGUCAAUAUGCAGUCACACAUUUCUCUAUUUGUAAGGAUAAUGGUGGUUUUGUACAAUCUAUUUCAAAGAAUAUGACUAUAUACUGUAUCAUGUUAAUAUACCUUUAUGCAAAACACACUGUUAAUGUGCAUAAAGACCCCUAACUCUCUUACCUCCUCUCUUCUCUUCUUCUUCUUCUUCUGUCCAUCCCAGGGUCCUCCUGGUCCAUCUGGUGAAUCUGGUCCACCUGGUCCUCCCGGCAAGAGAGUAAGUCUAAACAUCUUCAUCAUCAUAGUCAUCAUCACCACCAACACACCACAGACGUCAACAUCACUGUUUGUUAUAUGAAAUGACAUCAUACUGCAGAUUUUACCCCUAUUAGAUAAAAGAUUGAACAAUAUUGUACGUUAUAUUGUGCGUUUAAUCGUAACUCAUUGAUCAAGCCCCAUUUGGCCUAGAUUUGAUUGUGUGACUGAACCUCACUGUCCCAUAUCCAACACCUAUUGACAUAGCUCUAUGAAAUAUAUGAAUCUUAUUAUAAAACCAGACAAUGGAAUGCACCCAGUCAUUGUUUAUUAAACCUAUAGUCCUCAGGUGAGAAUUCUUUACGCUGAACAAUAACUCCAAACUCUACAACUCAAUUUCCCCCCAGAGAAGCUGCAUGAUUCAUUCUCAUCAAAAGUGGGUGAGAAAAACAAUGUGUGAUAUUUGCAGGGUCAGGGCCACUGAGCCGUCUGUACAUGGAAAUGAAAGAUAUCUCAAAGCCCACUGAGCCGUCUGUACAUGGAAAUGAAAGAUAUCUCAAAACCCAUAGAGAAAUGAAGGGCUUGAUGUCUGAAAUAGUUUUUUUUCUCGGUGAGAAAUUGAAAAUAGGCUUUAGAAAAAAAGACCAAAAAAAAGCGUCAGGCCCAAAACUAAUUUACCUGUGUCUAGCCGAGGGAAGAGAGAUAUCUCCCCUGACACACUAUUGAUCUAGGCUAGUUUGACUGACAGCCACGGCCAAACAAAGGCAUGGCGCUAGUAACAUUAGAUUGAAUGGCUGUAGUGUAGUGAGAUGCCAUUACACAGUCAGGUCAGCCGCCACUGACUCAGUUCACCCAGUAAAAAUUGACGUUUUGGACAUUUUGGUGGUCUCCAAGGCAAAGAUAACGUUUUAGAUUGAAUUUGAAAUACUUUUAUUAUGAUGAUGACCUUUGUCCAGCGAGGGCCAUCAUAUCUGACGUUUACUGUAUAAAUUCACUGCCAUAUAAAUUCUCUUUGACGUUCCCUGGGAAGUAAUUAAGUGAAAAAUCAUUUGUGGUAGGCUAAUGUUAGUUGAAGGGAGCCGACAUUAGUGAAUCCAAAAUAGUGCAUUAACUUCUUUUUGUCGGGUGUUAAAUUCUUUCUUUAAAUGAAAAUUAGCAAUUAUUGUCCCAAUUUCUCAAAGAAAUUACUAUCUCAAGCUAUCUUCUGCAACAGCGUUAUGGCAAAGGCCAAUAGCAUAAAAUAUGUGCAUUUUACAGCAGUAGCAAAAACGCCAUUUGCUUUCACAAUGUGCUUGAUGGAAUUUACAUUCAGAGUAUUUAACAUCAUAUCAGCAUAUGCAGCUCCUAAUGGCCAAGGGAUUAUGUUAGGAAAACUGCUAUUUCAUCAUCAUAGUUAUUUAAUCGCCUUCCCCCAAAAAGUGUAACAUAGAACGACUUCUGCAACUCCCAGGCAUUCUGCUCCUCUGAAUCAGUCAUUUGGGGGUAGAGUUGUUUUGCAUUUAACUUUGUAGGGUGUUUUUGCUUCCUCUGCAGUUUGCCCAUAGCAAUUUAAAAUGCAGCUGAAAUCUCUCUCCAGCUCCUACAGGCACUGUCCGAAUCCAUUUAGCAGCAGAGCAGUUCUUUAUUUAUUUGUAUCUUAUUUGUUUUUAUCUUAAAGUGCAACUGAAGGCCAUAAACAACUGCUCUGAUAGAAAAUGGCCUAUUAGUCAGAAACAGUUAUCCUAGUGUCAAAAUUGACUACAAAGUGUAAAAAGGAUAAUUUUGGUCAUAAAGUCAGUCUCGUCCAAAACAGAGUUUUGUUAGUGUCUUCGUCAUGACAUACUUGAGGGUUGGGUUUUGAUUUGGACACUUGCCCACUAAAACAGGAUACACAGCUGCCGUGGUUGUGCUCUAUCCAAUCCUAGCACAGAACACAGACAGUGAGACAGAUCUUGCCAUCAGUGCAGCGGAUCUGACUUUGUUCACAUAAAACAACACGUCACAAUUUAUUUUACUUGAGAAAUACUGCACCAAACACCUUAGCUAGAUGUAAAAUUGCCCAACUAAAACAUCUUUGUCAAAAACGUCAAAAUGAAUAACAGUUUAAAAAAAAAAAGUUAUCAUAGAUUUAUUCUGACUAUUUUGAAGAAGUGAUACUGGCUUUGUUCCUACAGUGUCUCAUGGGGGACAAACAUCAGUAACUGCCAUAUCAAAACACACCUCCAAGACUAAAAUCUAGUUUUUCUUAAUGAACAACAGAAACACAUACGGAAUCGGUGCGUUCAUUCGCUCUAAUGGUAUGAUUUUCUCUAUAGAUAUUCAUGGUGAAAAUGAUAUAAACAGUGACAUAUCAUUUACAGAUUAGAGUACUUAAUUAGUUUUUAGACUGCUGCUGUAUUUAUACCUCCCAUAGAAAAGACAACAUACACAUCAGCUACAGUAGGGAUUUAGACGUUUGGUAGCAGCAUCAUGUUCACUGACAGAAAUAAACAGACAACAUACAUGUCAGAUGCAGUAGGGAUUUAGACGUUUGGUAGCAGCAUCAUGUUCACUGACAGAAAUAAACAGACACUUUUUGACCCGUUGUUCACAACACUUCCAGCGAGGAUAAAAGGAGAGAAACGAUGCAGAUGCUGCGCUGUUUGACCACAUCUCUACAUGGGCAGUCAGUCAAAACAUCCCUGCUGCCCUGCUGCCAACCCCUGCCUUCCCAUACUGUCUGAUCAGAGAAGAGUGGGUCCUCUCUGUGGACUGCAUGUGGUUUUGAUGUGAGGACCCCUUGUGUAGUUGAAAGAGACAGCUUUAGGCCUCGGAGAGAUGGCCAGAGAGAGCAGAUGAACUGGAAAACCUUGAAGUGAUUGGAGACUAGAGAGGGAGAGGUGUGUGUGCAUGUGUGUGUGUCAGGUCGUUCAGUAAGAAGUUCAGUUCACAAAGCAUGUCCACUCUCAUUCAGUCAAACAGAUCUUUACAAACUUUCUGGAAGAUUGAGGUAGACUUUUCAAGGACAUUUGAUCACUAAUACAGUUUUCAUCAGUGUUGGAUUGAAUGAGAAUGUUCUUGGGGGGAAAAAGUGGAAUUACUAGAUAUGGACUGGCUGAUGGAUUUCUUAAUGUGAUUAUCAACCUCUCAUUCAGGAAUCACUUAUUUUAGAGUUGAGUUUUGAGUUGAUAUUAUGUCUGCGGUGUUUGAUUCCACUUUGUCUUUGGUUUAUUUUUAUUAGUACAGCCCUGUAGCCAAGAGUUUGUUCAAGCAGCGUCUCCUUUCCUCAUUACUCAGUUGAAGCCAUUGAAAUAUUGCACUGCAAACACAACACUGGGUUCUUACUGGUGUGUGUGUGAUUGAUGUCAAAUGGAUGCAUGUCACAGUAACAAAUUGUUACAAUUCACCUGAAUUACUGACCUCACAAUGUUGUUGUUGACUCUGCACAUGCACACACACAUACACUGACUAAUAGACAUGCACACACACACACACACACACACACACACACACACACACACACACACACACACACACACACACACACUGCUGUGUGAUGCUAAAGCGUGUCUUCUCGUCCUCCCCAGGGCCCCCCAGGAACUGCCGGUGCAGAGGGCAGACAAGGAGAGAAGGGCGCCAAGGUAACCUAGAAAAUCAAUUCAGCCUUUACCCAGAGAGCAGCCUCAGCAACUCCAGACUCCAGCUAGCCCCCCAUGCCUCACCCCUCAUCUCCCUCCCCUCUCCCCUCAUCUCCCUCCCCUUUCCCCUCAUCCCCCUCCUCUCAUCUCCCUCCCCUCAUCUCCCUCCCCUCUCCCCUCAUCCCCCUCCUCUCAUCUCCCUCCCCUCUCCCCUCAUCCCCCUCCCCUCUCCCCUCAUCCCCCUCCUCUCAUCUCCCUCCCCCUCUCCCCCUCAUCCCCCUCCUCCCUCAUCUCCCUCCCCUCAUCUCCCACUUCUCUCCCCUCAUCUCCCUCCCAUCUCCCUUCCCUCUCCCCUAAUCCCCCCCCCUCAUCUCCCUCUCAUCUCCCUUCCCUCUCCCCUCAUCUCUCUCCCCCUCAUCUCCCUCCCCCUUGCCAGUUGUGUAUAGCCCUACCCGUGGAACGCUAUCCAAUUUCAUCUCAAAAACAUAUCCCACUCUUUUGUAAAGCUGUGGUUUAGAUUGGGGAUUGUUGUUUGAAAUCAAUUGCAGUGUCCCGUUGUUAUCAAACCCUUCAGAUGUUAGCCAUGCCACUUUGUGAGCAGGGGAAUGCAUCAACAUAACAGUUAGCUACACUAGCUUAGGAUACAUUCAUCUGAAGCUCAAAACAGCAGAAGGUAUGGCUCUUUGACAGUACACACAGCAAGGAUGUCAAGUUGAUAAGCACCCUGUUAUUUUACCAUCUGUUGUUAGGGUUUUUCAAUGAACUGUAGAUCAGAAAUAUGAACACAUAAAGAGAUCCUGUUUACAUGGUAUCACUUGUGUUUAUUUUGAUCAACCAAACCAGAUGGAAAUGACUUGUGGACGUCAUCUAGAGUUAUGUCAUUGUGACAAUCUUGUCCCUUCCUACAGGGUGAGUCUGGAGCCGAGGGACCCCCAGGUAAAACUGGCCCUGUCGGCCCACAGGGGCCCUCAGGAAAGCCCGGUCCAGAAGGUCUGCGUGGAAUCCCUGGCCCCGUUGUAAGUCCGAGAUCCAACGUUCAUCACACACACACACACAAACACACACACACACACACAAACACACAGAGAGAGACCAAACAGCCCUUAAGCAGUAUGACAACAGUGCUCAUGGAAUAAUCGAUAGUCCCAUUUGGCUUGUACUCUAUACAUUUCAGUUGUUUAUUUGAACACACUUUUUUGUGGUAUUCCUGCAAUUAAUCAUGGUGCCGGGCACAUGAAAUCAAUAUGAGUCCAUAAGAGUUAUAGCAGGCUGUAAUGCUGGUCUAUAAUUGGAUGGCUUUUCUCUUCUCAGGGUGAACAAGGACUUCCUGGUUCUUCUGGACAAGACGGCCCACCUGGACCUAUGGUGAGCAGAGAUAAUGUGUCCUCUCUCUCUCUCUCUCUUGCUCUCUCUCUCUCUCUCUCUCUCUCUCUCUCUCUCUCUCUCUCUCUCUCUCUCUCUCUCACUCUCCUUCUCUUUCUAUCUUUCUCUACUGUGGUGUUGUAAUUGAUUUCUAACCCUCUUGUCUCUCUGUGAUAAUUAGGGACCCCCUGGUCUCCCAGGUCUGAAGGGUGACCCCGGGACCAAGGGUGAAAAGGUGAGCUCGCCUCAAUUUCCCGUCCCAAAGAGCUUGUUGAUUUGAUUUCUCUGAUCCCAGAAGGGGUUGGGAGUUCAACCUGUAGUGGGCUGGAGACCAUGACUAUGAGCAUGGCUGGGAUGGGACCUAGAGCUCCCCUCACCUGAACCCUAUAACCAGCUCUUCUAGAAAGGUCAAACAGACCAUUUAUUUCGGUACAGCAAUACAUUUGAAACAUGCUUUAUCACUAUGCAGAUACAGUUGUUUUUUAUGUUACUCAGUAAACUAAAAGUGACAUUUGAAGAAAGCUGGUAGCCAUCUCCAUUUAAUACACAGCAUCAGCUCUGCCAGUGGACUAAGGGUUUGAAAGUCAGUAAUGCAGCACAUAGCACUGCAGUAAUGGCUUCCCCCCCCAAAAAAAAAAUGAAAGAAGGAUUGACAGGGAUUGGUUUAAAAGGACACAAUGGGUAGCUUUUCAUUAGGCUAUUUUCCAUGCUUUCAAGUCAAUGGGACUGGUUAAUGUGCCCAUACUUUCCAGCAUCGUUGUUGUGAAUAUUGUCCCCAGUUACAGAGAAAUUCAGAUAAAUUAUUUUGUAAGUCCCCCAAAAAUGUUUGGUUUAAAAUGCUUUCAGAUUUGUGGAAUAAUGUUCAUAUUUUGCAGCUGAUUUUGUAUUUCACUUGAUUGAAUGGUGCGGUUAUAGCAGGGUUGUACUGAUGCAAGGCAUGGAAUCAUCUUUAAAUGUUUUGACUGUAUGUAUCCUGUGUAUUCUCAAAUUUUUCCAGUCCUCAUGACUCUUGUUUUGUGUGUAUGUGUGUGUCCUCCAGGGUCAUCCAGGUCUGAUUGGUCUGAUUGGACCCCCUGGCGAGCAGGGAGAGAAGGGAGACCGAGGCUUGCCUGGUCCCCAGGGUUCUCCUGGAGGCAAGGGCGAUGGCGUAAGUGAUUAAUGACCUCAUCACCUUACCAUUCGUCAACCUAUUUGCCCUCCACCAGGAAGUACAAUGCCAUUGGUCUGAUUGCAGCCACCUACAGUUCACUGAGAAAGUUGUUUAUAAUGAUACAUGAUCUGCUUUAUAUUGUGCAGCUAGCACUCCAAUGCACCGUAUAGACUUAUGCAUUGAGUAUAUGCUAUUCCUAAAUUAAUACUGACUUGACUUGACCAUUAAUCAUAUACAGUACUGUACAAAUAUACAAGCUUUGCCUUCUUGGGGCAGGAUUAGUCUUUCAAAGGGAAUUCUAUCCGUUAAAAACAAAUGUAACGUCCAUUACAGUGCUUCUAAUGCUCUGCAUUCUGUGGCAUUCUGUUAAUGUCGUAUUUCUCUCCCAGCCUCAUCAGAUAUAAAUUUUUCUAUAUUCCAAACCCAUCUUUAUUUCUGGGAGUUAGAAAUGUUAAGCAGGACUCAAACGGGCUCUAGCCUGAUGAAGCUCCACAUUAAGGAGCUCAUCCAUUUUUAAAUAAACAUUGCAGAUUGAGUGAAUAUGCAAUUUGAGACGCGGCCUUUCAGCAGCCUUACUCUGUGAUUUAAGGAGAUGGAAUGGAUAAACGUCUUCAGAUUAAGCCUAAUGAAAUUGUAAUGUCCCUUUUCUCUGUCUUCGAGGAAUGGUGGGAAAAAAACAUCUGUCUCAGUCUAUCUGUCUCUAUUUUAGGCUUGAGAAACUGGCAUCGUCUGUUGAGCUAUAUUUGUCACAAAAAUAGCCCAAUGAGAUAGAAAAUAAACAUUUCAGGACCCAUUAAAACGCUGCUAGAGAUUUUUAAUGUUUCUCUUGCAAUCUACCACUCUUUAUCCCACUGAUGUCUGGUCUCUUCUUCACAGGGUAUUAGUGGAUCUUCAGGUCCUCUCGGUCCCCCUGGUCCUCCAGGCCUGCCUGUAAGACUGUCCCCUGCUUUCUCAGUUUUAUUAAUAGUAUACUUUCAUAGUUCAAAUAUCACAAUAAUGUUAAAACAUAGUCCUCUGCUAUUUGUUCAUUGUGUGUCUUUGCUGUCUCUUCCAGGGUCCUGGAGGUCCCAAGGGAGCUAAGGGUUCAUCGGUAAGAUCUAUUCAACCACUCUUUGUUUCAACUGGUGAAAAAUGAGUGUUUGUGAGAUCCAAAGUUAACAACAUGCUUAUAUCUCUAUGUUCUUUCCAGGGUCCUGCUGGUCAGAAGGGUGACACCGGUACGAUCGGUCCCCCUGGUCCUCCUGUGAGUAUUAACAUAAUAUUCCUUUGGUGUCCACUAUAAGACCGAAAAUAAGGCAUUUCUGUUAUUAGCUGAAAUUCAAAAGGGUUAUUUCUAGAAAACGAUCUGAUGCAUACGAUGUCACACUAUCGGAUUCCGUACCAAUAUUUUCCUUCUUCCUCUCUGCUCGACAGGGUCCCCCUGGUGAGGUGAUCCAGCCACUGCCCAUCCAGUCUCCCAAGAAGAACCGCAGACACGCAGACAUGCAGGCGGACGCGGCAGGUACCAUGAUGGACUACGGAGAGGGCAUGGAGGACAUCUUCGGUUCGCUCAACAACCUCAAACAGGACAUUGAGAGGAUGAAGUACCCCAUGGGCACACAGAACAACCCAGCCAGGACCUGCAAAGACCUGCAACUCGCCCACCCAGAGUUCCCUGACGGUGAGUCACAGAGAGGGGGAUCAUGGGUAAUAUGCUAAUGUUAUGGCUGUGAUUGGAGGCAAUUUUGUUGAGCCAAAUAAGGACGUCUUUAGUAUUUAGUAGUUUAUUAGGAACCCCAUUCGCUGUUGCCAAGGCAGCAGCUACUCUUCCUGGGGUCCAAACAGGGAUACAACAUUACAUCAAAGAAAACAUUGUGCAUUAUUACAUUACAAUAUUACAAUACUACAAUACAGUCUUUGACUGUGUUUGCUUAUUUUAUAGCAGUGCUAUUGGGGGUGUAGAUUCUAUUUUUGCAGGUAGAGUGUGUUGCUGUGGUGAAUACCACUGAGAACAAGGCCUCAUUGGGGUUAUACUUAACAUUCAACAGACCGUCCAUAAUUGAUGCAAGAGAAAUGUCAGGUCCUUCUUUGACCUUUUUAAGUUAUUUCUAAGCAAACUGAAGAUCCGUUGUUGCUGAACAUAUUCCUUUUUAUCUCUUUAAGAUGAUAAUAAAAUAGUAUAGUGGAUGUAUAACAUGUAGUAGAAUGGUUUUGCUACAGUAUUUACAUAAUCUUUCAUUUUCCAUGAUUUGAACACAUAGAUGUCAUAGCACAGUUUAACCUUAUCAGUCCCGAGACCCCAGCAAAAGUCGGCUUUUCAUUUAUCUGACUUUCAUUUAUCUGAAUGUCCAGCCCUCAUAUUUAGCCUCACAAUGAAAUAAGUAUUUUACCAUUUUCUUGUCAGGACAACCAGGGCAAUAUGUAGAACACAAAACAAUUUGACAUAAACAGUUGCAUUCAUGAGUUGUCAAUAAAAAAAGAUUGCUCAAACCAUUCUCUACAGACGUUUUUGUAAAAAGACCUGGCCCCGGGCCACUUCAGGAUCCGCACUUGUUUCACAAACACCGCUCUAGUUCAGCCCCCGUUGGUACCAACGGAUGCAGAAGAAAUAGACGAAUCCAAUGAUACAACCUAGUCUGUAGCACAAACACAUGAUGUUUAAAAGGGGUUAGAAGUCCAAAUUGCGCAAGCGUCGUGGUGGGACCCAUUGGGUUAAGUCUCAAGUUAAACGUGUUUGGUUUUGAAAUGUUUUGUUUUAUGUUCUUGGUGGAAUUGUAGAACUAGAGAGAACUAAAGAUUCAGGUAUUUAAUUGAUUCAUUGGGUUUUUUCCACAGGCGAGUACUGGAUAGAUCCUAACCAGGGAUGCUCAGGGGACUCCUUCUCUGUCUACUGUAACUUCACGGCUGGAGGAGAGACCUGUAUCUACCCAGAUAAGAAGUCCAGUGGAGUGAGUGGCAUUUUUAUUUCCUCCAAGAGACCUGCACAUACUGUACUGUCAAGUCAAGCCAUAGUCUUGUUCAAUUCUAGAUAAUGUACUGAUGUAUUCAUUUAUAUGCUAGUCAAGGCUGUGAGACUGGGAGAUGCAUGUUUGGUGAUGUUUGAUGGGUUCACUGCUUGGCCAUUAACUUCUAACUUUCAAAAAUACCCAUUUGCUCUUGUUUUGUGAUGAUCUUGUGAAUUUGUCAUUUACAUUCAUACUGUAUUCUCUGUGAAAUGUAAAAAUGUAAAGACAUGAACAAAAUGCAUUGAAGAUGCAUUGAACUAAAAGGUUGGAAUUGACAUUUGUAAUUGUCAAGACAUGCAGUAUAGACAUAAACUGUAUACAAACAGAAACAAACUGAUAUACACAUACUUAGGUGUCAAAUAUUGACUAUACUGGCUUGCGAAAGUAUUCACCCCCUUGGCACUUCUCCUAUUUUGUUGCCUUACAACCUGAAAUUAAAAUUGAUUUUUGGGGGGGUUUGUAUCAUUUGAUUUACACAACAUGCCUACCACUUUGACGAUGCAAAAUAUGUUUUAUUGUGAAACAAACAAGAAAUAAGACCAAAAAAAUGAAAACGUCCCCACAGCAUGAUGCUGCCACCACAAUGGGGAUAGUGUUCUCGGGGUGAUGAGAGGUGUUGGGUUUGCGCCAGACAUAGCAUUUUCCUUGAUGGCCAAAAAGCACCACUUUUCCGUUAUAUAUUGUCUUGAAUUUUUUGGAAACAAAGUUAUUUUUUCAUUUUACUACCUUCACCAAAUUUACAGGACUAGUUUGUGUAUGUCCCAUUACAUGAAAUCCAAAUAAAAAUCCAUGUAAAAAAAUUACAGGUUGUAAUGCAACAUAUAGGAAAAAUGCCAACAGGGGUGAAUACUUUUGCAAGGCACUGUACUGUAGUGAUUCUCCUGUAUGUUAAGAUCUGAGGGAAGGGGUAUCUAGCUGCAAAUUGUACUUAACAAAACGGAAAUCCAGGAACCAGCUCUUCAAUUCCAGGAACCAGUUGCAUUCAGUGUUCUUGUCAGUACUUAUGUUCUUCAUUUGUUUGGCUCCACAGGUCAGAAUAUCUUCAUGGCCCAAAGAAAUUCCUGGGUCGUGGUUCAGUGAAUUUAAGCGGGGUAAAAUAGUAAGUGCUCACUCGAUUCCACGCUUUCAUCCUCCGCCACUCUCCUCACAAAAUAAUUGUCUCCUCUCCACAAUACUAAACUAAAAGGAUUUCUCAGGCUCCCACUCUGCCAUGUCCCUGUCUUCUGUCUCUCAGUACAGAGGCUCUUCAGAAGUGACAGUUAGGCCACAAAUAGACUCAGAAACAAGAGUGUCUCUGGAAGUGACCCCAGGUUGCUAGCCACAAAGGGAUCGAGACCUCUCAUAUAAGACCUCUUCAGACCCAUCACAUUCAUAUUUCAUACACUUUGGGAAUGAAGAAGGAGGCUUAAGGAUGAGGAGGAAAAUGUUCUACCACUUUAAGACUCAAUUUGGCCAUUGUCUGAGAGAGAGAUUGUAUAACAAGAUGUUUGAUAAGAACUCUUGGGAUAGAACACUUCUAAUCAGUACAUUGUAUCCAAUCCCAUGCUUCAAUUUCUGACCUCUAAAUCUAUUUUCUGUUUGCUCUCACCCCUUCCUCAAAUAAACAGUUUACAUACGUUGACGCAGCUGGCAAAACAAUAAACGGGGUUCAGAUGACCUUCCUGAAACUACUGACCGCCUCGGCCAGGCAGAACUUCACCUAUAACUGCCAUCAGUCUGUGGUGUGGCACGAUGAGACCACCGACAGCUAUGACAAGGUGCUGCGAUUCCUAGGAUCCAACGAUGAGGAGAUAUCCUAUGACAACAACCCCUACAUCAGGGCCCUAACAGAUGGAUGCGCGGUAAGGGCUGCCUCUCGAUACUUCCUGUCUGUAAUAGUGAUAGUUCAAGUACUUUUGCAAAAGUCUCUGGAAUUUUGCAACCCUAUAGUUGCCACUUAUGUAAAUGCCCCAUUGAUUGUUUUGUUGGACUUGUUUGAUAGCUCCAGUAAGGUUGUAUUUGACUGCUGAAAGCACACUGUCUAAUGUUUUUUCCCCAUUGUCUCUUUACAGACGAGGAAGGGCUACGGAAAGACUGUGAUGGAGAUUAAUACUCCCAAAAUCGAUCAAGUUCCCAUCAUCGAUGUCAUGUUGAAUGACUUUGGAGAUGCCAGCCAGAAGUUUGGAUUUGAAGUGGGUCCAGUCUGCUUCCUUGGCUAACAAAAAAAACAAAACAAAAAAAACUUGGCGGGGUCAGAAAGAAAGUCAAGACAUUUUGGAUACCACCAAACCCCCCAACCCAGCCCCCCACCCUUUUCCAUGCCACAUGCAAGUUUUGAAUAAAAGAUGGUGUAGCGAACAUGUCUUGCCAUGUAUGUAUGUAUUACCUAGAAAAAUACUUGUUGCCCUUGUAGGGCUAGAAUCACAUGACUUAAAACUGUUAUGGAGCAAAGGUGAAGGACAUUUGAAGGCGUGGCAGAGAAGGGUGAACAGGAGAAAAAUGAGGGAGGUCGAAAGGCGAGAGACACCUCUUUUCUGGAUUCUCCAGGUGCUGUACAAAAAAAAAUGACUACAAUGGUGCUUGUUCAAACAACAAAAUAAGAGGUGCUAAGAAAGAAGGUGUAUUUUGAUAAUAAAAAACUGUAAUUAUUAUUUUGUACAAUCUGUUAUUUCUGAAUCCACUUUCAAAACUUGCAUGUGUAUCAGAAUCGCAUCUGGCUCUUAAUUUCAAUGUUCGUAACAAAAUAUAUAUAUAAGUUAAUGAAAUGAAUAAAGACAGACAGAGAGAAAUAAAUAAUUAUGAUAUUUUGUUGAUGAAUAAAUACUGUGUACCUGUUAUGAAGCAAAUAAAAUGAGUAUUCAAACGAUUCCCUAUUUCUAAUGAUAAUGUAUCCCCUUUGUAUAUAUUGACCAUCCAAAGCUCUAGGUUAUUUGCAGUUUUGCCCUUCAAGACCAUAGGUAAAACAACUGGAAGAAUCUCACCAGCUCUCGUAUCGCAACAUAGCCCACUAAUGUUAUGAUUCUGUGCUUGUAUUAAAGCAAUCAUGGCAUUCAUUCUUCUUUUUAUUUAAGUAUUUUUUUUUUUAAUAUCAUUUUUUUGUUUUUUUAAAUUUUCUGUCAGUUUUAAUUUUUGGUCGUAUACCUCAAACUUUCUUGAUAACCAUAAGAUCCAUGGAUGUUAUGCCCUGUAUAUAUCUUGGUUAAACAAUUAAGUUUAUAUAUUUUGGGUGGGGAAUUUUUUAAGAAAGAAAUACUUAUCGGUUAGACAUCUUCUGUUCAGAUCCUUCUGUGAAUGCAAUGAUAAGACCUUUAGGUGACCCAUUUUUGUAACUAAAAUGAGAAAAUGUUUUAAUGUGCUUUUAAUGGUUCAUUUAAAUAUUAAAACUGGAUUCUAAACAACAGUGAAUGGAAUGUCUGCAUUGUUUGUUUUACAUUUUAUUAUGUAAAAGAGAGAGGACUUGGGAUGUUGCAUCAAUGUACUACUAUGAAUUGUAUUGUUGUGUAAAACACGUCACCAUCUUCUA